Xyrichtys novacula (pearly razorfish) is the source of this 59164-nucleotide messenger RNA. The record is from the annotation of a GenBank genome assembly. NCBI's taxonomy places the organism in Eukaryota, Metazoa, Chordata, Actinopteri, Labriformes, Labridae.
GGUCUGCUUUCAUGUCACUUUGGCCCUCAGCAGAUGGUUCAGACCCCGAAUUUUACCCCUGCAUGGAAGCUCCCACACUUCUGUCAGCUGCUGCUGCCAAAAGAUCCAUGUUUCACUCAUGCGGAUUUUCUCCUGCUGCUUCUGUGAUGUCCUGAUGAUGAUCAGCAGAUAAGUAAUCAUCCCUUCCUUUUUUUCCCUGUACAUGAGUUUUGUACGAAAGAGGAUUAGGGCCAUAAGAAGAGAGAAAAAAAUAAUAAGAGGAGGGAGAUUUCUCAAAUUUCCAUUUCGAGAUUGAAGUCGAAAUUUUGAGAUUACAGUCAAAAUUUAAAAAAGUCGAAAUUUAAAAAAAUUAAAAUUUGAGAUUACAGAAUGUUGAAAUUCUGUGAAUAAUGUUGAAAUUUCAAUUUUAAUCACAAAAUUUCAACUUUUUUUCAUUUUGACUUUUUAAAAUUUAGACUCUAAUCUUGAAAUGUAGACUUUAAUCUCCAAAUGGAAAGUAAAAACAUCUCCCAUAUUUAUUUAUUUCGCUUCUUGUGGCCCUAAUUCUCUUUCGUAGUUUUGGGAUUCUGAAUUUGGGAGUAAAAAAAGAAAAUCAGAAGAAAGUGCAAAACAAGUAUCUUGACUUUAUGACUUUUGUAAACAUCAAGAAAAUAGGAAAUAUGACGCAUUUUAAUAUUCAGUGUUGAUAAUAAACAAUUAUUUGGUUAAAGUAGAUUUCUUAAAAAUAAUAUGGGAACACUUAGGAAGUUCCCAACUGUAACCAAUAUUAUUUUCUUCUAUUGGCAGAUGACAUGUCCUGUAUAGUAACGAUUUGUGAAAGCUCCUCAUUAUUGUACGGCGUAGGGUUGAAAAUAGUGCUAACUUAAGACUCUGAUCUACGUCCAGAAAAGCGUAAACAGCAAACCGUACAACAGGCAGUCACACAAAUGUUAACAAGUUUUUGGUGUAUAUGUAAAUUUACAUUUGCAGUGAAUUGACCUCUGGUGGUAAGGCUCUUGAUUCUGUAUCGAGUAAUGCUGUCAUCUCCUCUGAGACUUUCAGGCAGUCAGAUGUUUGCUGUCAUGAUUCGAGACAAAAAGUUGGUGAAGUGAUGAGCAGAGGCACAGCAGCCAUCUGGAAGUUUUUCUGCUUGAGCGUCGGACAACCAAUCUAACUCGCUGUGUAUUUGUCACAAGUUUGACGGUGACAGACGGAUUAUGGUUGGUAUUAAUCAUAACAGUCUGCCUCACAAACUCACAUCAAUGACUUUGGUUGGGUGACUGUGUUUAUGGUGUUAGGUAGAUUAGUUUUACCAAGAGUGAGUCAGUCUCUCUUUACACACAAAAACAGCACAAGACCGACUUUUUGAACGUGAUAAACAAAGUGACAAUAGUGGUCAAGAUAAAAAAAAGUCCUGAAUUAAAAAAAAGCCAAUAAAUAACACAGAAUGUUCCUUCUACAAUGUUUUGGUGCUAUGACUUAAACGUCAUACCGAUGGCUGCUGGGACACGGCUAUUUUUGUGCUCGCUUUAAAAGGCUGCUACUGUAUACCUACAUUCAGACAGAACAAGGGUGGGAGUCGUCUUUUGACAGCCGUCCUCUGCUGUGCAGGGAUUCCAUGUUAAACUGUGGCUACACAAUCAGCCCACACUAGACCAUUUCACAGUUUAAUUAAGAUGAUUUUUGUAGGUUUGACACCAUGCAAAAUGAUCAAAUGGAUUCAGCAAAUAAUACAAAAUAAGGUCAUCAUGUUUGUGUUGAUGUGAAAAGAGGCUAGUUUUCUGAGCUGAAACAGACUGGAAGGUACAAGGAUUCCUAGUAAUGAGCCACAAAAGCAGACAAGACCUUCAGGUGCAAGACUGAUGGUUUCUGUAUUGUCAUGUAUAAUACCUGCAAGCAUUGUGAGGAGGUGUCAGGCCAGAUGAUUGACAGCAGGCUGAAGAAAACAACCUUGUAGCAGCAAAUAUUCACGGUUAGUACAUUUACAUGCACAGUUGAGUUGAGCUAAAGCUUGAUCGGUCUUGUCCUGAUCCCCAACUGCACUAUCUUGACAUGUUAGUCCUACUAUAAAAAGUUCAAUUUAAUGCAGUUUUAUUCAGACUAAUGUGUUUACAUGAAGUCCAGUUCCAAUCAGAUAAAGACAAUAAGUCUGUUUCUUUUAACUUCAUGUAAAUAUACUGAGUUCUGCAUUUGGCUGUUAAAAACAGGAUGUGAUUUACGUGUCAGGAGAAACUACUAAUGUGUGUAUGUACAGGACAAGAUGAGCAGGGAAAGAGGAGGUUGUACUUUGUCCACAGGGGGCGCCAAAAUCAACUAUUACCAAGUUCCUCUCAGGAGCUUUAAAUCAGAUAAUCCUUGAGGCCUCCUGGUUUAAAAAAUAAGAGUGAUGAAAAUUUGAUUUUGGUGAAUCAUGUCUCCUCAACGUCCAGAGGUUAACAGCAAUUCUCAAUCUCUCUGUUCAGCCUUUAAGUAAACCACUUAAUCAAGGUCAUUCCCCCCUUACCCAAGUUUUCAUUAAAACUGACAUCAGUGUCUUAAAUCAUUAUAGAAGUAUUUGGAAAACCUUUAAAUAAUAACUGUCUUUAAUGUCUUUUUGGUGGAUCCAAAUGUGCUAGAUAUUUUGUGGGUUUCUAACUUAUUCCCUGUAUUUCCAAACCGAGACUAAGAGAAUCAAAAACAAAUACAAAUGAGAAAAUCAGACAAAUGAACCCCAGCAGAGAGCUGACUGACUUAAUUCUUCAUAGCAGAAAAGCAAUAGUUAAGCUAACAGCAGCAUACCAUGUUGCUUUGACUGUGAAACAAGCAGUUCAGAAAAAAAAUGAGUGCAAAAUAGAAAUUAAGGACCCAGGACGGGUGGUUAAAAAAAGGAGUGGUGGGUGUAGCAAGGACUCAUUGUCUACAGUAACUACACCGCCCCCCUUGACUGUUAAGACAUUAGAUUUCGCACACACAUUUUGUGCAGUGUCAACAAUAGGCUGUCAUAUCCUCCCAAAAUAACACCAUAAAUCAGACAGUAUUCAGCAGCAGAGCAGUAUUUUCACAUUUUGAGGAUACAGAUUUCAAAGAUAAUCAAAGAACCAGCAGCGACUAGAUUGGUGAAAAACCUUUAUUUUAUCCUGCGUUUUCAUUUCUCCCAAUCUCAAUACUUGUUCUUUGAAAGCAACUGCUGCCCACACAAUGUACCACUUGCUUUGGCAGAGGAAAAAAAAAACACCACCACACAUUAAUGCAAAAAUAACAAGUUAUCCCUUAAAGCGAUGAUGAUGAAUUCAGUGUCAGGCCAAGCCGACGUCUCUGGUGGAUGGAUUGAUGUAAUAUACGCAGUCAAAAUAUUUAACCACUCGUGUUUUUCAACAGUCAUGAUUUCACCCCAAAAACAUUUCCUGUUAUCAUGUGAAACAACAGGAUACUGAAGGCUUUGUCUCCCACAUACUGCACACUGCAUAUGGUACCAAUUGAACAGUUUUCAGAAUAGGAAGAGAGACUGAACUGCAUUAUCACUCGUUCUAGUGUGGUAGUUGCCAUGGAGACGAGUGUAGGUGGUGUACUGUGCUGUACUCGGUGCUGUACUCCUUCCCCUGUCCUCUCCCCUCUUCUGUUGCCCACCCUCUCUGUUCUGCUAUCUGCAACAUCCGCGUAACUUUCAGCCCUGUACAACUGACUCCGGUCUCCCCGCUCUGUUUCCAUGUGAACUCCAAAACCGCUGUCCUGUAACUACGCCUCACGAAGCAACAGAGAUGUACGCAGACUGGGAGUAUUUUAGGCUUCCUUCUUGUGGAUUCAAAGGGUUUCAGUUAGGAUUGAAACCUCAAGUUUUAACGAGAUUAUAGUUAAAUUAAUUCAAACAUUUCCUCUGACACAUCAGUGACCCCUUUAAGUUCUGCACAAACCCCCCAAAUCUGCCUCCCUGCGUCUGUAAACGUCUUUCUUGCUGACCAUCCAAGUUUUUCUGCAUGCAUUGUGUGUCUCUUCUUUCUGCAGACCAGCUAUUCUUUUUAUCAGUUUCCAUGGAGAUGUGUGUUUCUGUGUGUGUGAGUGAGUGAGAGUUGAGAGUGAAAGUGUGGGCAUGUGUCAUUUCCAGUUUAUUUUUUAUUUUUUUGGUGUAAUUUUUGAAGACUGCAUGUGCUGUCCCAAGUUAGUCUUUGGCCUUCGAUUACAUCACUGAUGUUUGCUUCUCUAUGCGGAUGUAUCAAAUGUUAUCCUGCUUCCUGCAGAGCUUUUUCUUCAUCUCUGGUCAGUGCAGCUGGAAGCUAGAAGCAGGAAUGGACAUGAAAUCCCAAGAGGGUAACCGCAGGAAAUGCAAAUCAGAUCUUGUCAGAAACAUAAUGGAAAAAAAAUCAGAAAUGCAGAUUUAACAACGAUAAACCUGACAGUGAAUGCAUCAAAUGUAAAUCUAUUUUCUCCUUUAAAUCAAACAAGAUUAUCUAUUCUGCAGCCUUAUUAAAGCCAGCCUUAGAGUAUUCUUUUAUUUAAUGCUCAUAAUUUACCCCCCCGCAUCAUAUUUCUAACAAAAAACUAAAAAUAAAACAAAAAACAAAAUUAACCAGGUUAAAUCCCCCUGAUUAGGGUCUUACAUAACAUCUUCCGUAUAUACGUACAUGCCCACGAAAUGAUCUAUGACACAUUCAGAAUAUGACAAUUAGCAAUCCACUUUACGUAACAUGUUUACAGAUAUCAAAAUAAAAGCCCAGAACAAUAGCAGGUUCCCCCACGCUUCUGCACCUAUAUAGAGGAUUGUGUUCUGCGUAUUUUUUUGUAUCAAGACUAAAAUGUACAACCGUCUACGAAAACACAAAUGAGUCAGAGAAAGAGAUUUAAUUCUCCUGUAUAUGGGUGAUUAGUUUCUUUGUUAUAUGGCCAACUCUCCGAACGAGAUCUGUACAUAAACUUAGGGAAGAUGGUUCUUGAUAUUUUACCACCUUCAUAUUUGUAAUGCAGAGUUUACUUUACAAGACUCAACUGUUAAAAAAAUGUGACAAAAGUUUGAUUUAUUUCCUGUCUAUUUAUGGCAACUUUAAUUGUCGACAUCAUAUUGAGACAUGAACUUGAAUGACUCUAAUCUUUAAUGUAGAUAAAAGCUGCGUUUGUGCGACUGAACCUUUACAGUUUUAAAUGUUAAACAGUUUUAAGAUCUCCAGACUGUGAGACUAAACGUUCACACUGAUGCAAAUCUAAAAAUUCACACGAGUUGCAUUUUCCCUUCAGCCGAGAUCUCAGAACAAGACAAAUGAUAAGAAAUAUUAGAGAACUCACAUGGAGCUCACCAUGAGACUGAACCAUGUGCAUUUCUCAGAAGUCAAAAAUAAAAUUCCCUGUUGGCAUCUUGACAGUGAAAGUAACGCACAUUUUACUCCAGACAGAGAAAUAAUUACCACAAAUGUUCCACUCAGUGGAUUUUUUAAGGUGCCUGGGGAUCCUGUUAAGGAAUAGGCUACUGCCGAUAUCCAGCUGACAAAGACAAAGACUGUUUUGUUUGAAAUUUCCAUUUUUUCCCCAUUUUCCAUCCAGGAGUGAAUCUAGACUCUUUAGACCUGGCCAUUAACUAGUGCAGGGUUGGCAAUAAGUACCCCAUGUGUGCAUAUAUAAUGGAUGACAUUUAUUCUCCACUUAUCAAACUUUAAGUAUAAACACAAAAGUAUCCACAAGAGGAGAGAUACCUGAUUUUUUUCACUUAAAACAUGCAACAAGAGGCAACAAUUAACCCUCAGAACUCCCAGCUAUGUUUGGCAAUUUUUGGUCCACCAGUUUUUUUUUUCUUUGUAAAUCUUUGUAGCAACUCUAUCCUUUUAAGCAUUAAAAAUAUAUACACAUCUUUUUUUUUAAGAACAGCCUCAGCUGUCAGUUUAUGGGUGCGAAAAUUAUGUAAAACGAAUGUGACAGUAGAUUCAGAACCAUCAAAGUCAACCAAAAAACAAAAACGGAAAUCGAUACCAACAGUACUUUGCUCAAAAAAUACACAAAUCUACAGUGACCAAGCCUUUCCUCACCCAAACAUCAUUCUGUUGAGUCUUGGCUAUCAGGAGAAGAAAUAUUGGGAUUGGAACAAACACACAACAGAAACUAUUUACGUUUUUUUUGCUAUUAACAGUUGUCUAUGCCACUCCUUGAAGCAGUUCCUGUCUGGAAUGAGACAGAGGGCCACAUCAUACGGCUCAUAAUCUCUUCUUUGUUUGUUUCCAAGCAUUAAAGACCAUUACUUCUUAUUUUGCAGACAAGCAGGGAACUUUCUUGUCUCUCGUUGAUCUUUAGUUGCCUCUUAUUGGACACUACCGUCAAGGGAACGAUAGAAGAAGAAUAUGAGACCAUGUAAUUGGUCCAAAGUUUGACAGAAAUAGACGUCAUCAAAACUGCUUGUCAAACCUGGAAGACAUUAAUGGCAUUUAGUGAUAGCGAUCACAACAAUAUGAUAAAUAAUCAUGUUUUCACCAGUAUAUCACUGCGGAUUUACCAUCAAACGUCUUUGAUCAAACACCUAUUUUUGUGGCUGGAUUGUAAACCUUGUUGGAGGUGUAGUAAUGCUUGGAGACCCGUGAUAGAUCGCCAAAAGGGUAAGCGUUUGAACACGUUUCAUCCCAUAGAGAUACACCGUACAGUUCCUGGGAAACUGUAAACAAUAUUAAUGGUGUCACGUGGGAUUGCCAGCGAUCCAGUGGAGUUAUUAGUGUUAAAUGUUGUAGCUAAAAUCUUUACGAAGUUUGCAAAAGAUGCUUGUCCAGAGUCAUAUAAAGAGGGCAGGGGGCCUUAGCCACCCUUGGCUUCCCACUUGAAUCCGCCCCUGGCAGCUGCAGUGGGAGAUGCACAUUUAUUAAAACUUUUUGUUGUUUGUUUGUUUGUUUAAGUUAUGAAUAUUUUCUGUCUCUUGACCGCUCUCUGGCUCUCUCACCCUGUCAUCUCACUAUAUGCAUGGACUCACUCCUGCUGUGCAAACUUGAUCCGCAUUAGAAGUGGAGCACCCUGCAGAGAAACUAAAACCUCUGUUCCUCUUGAAGUAACUAACUCGUCUAAACUUGGUACUCCCCAUCCUCACUCCCAUCGUUGAUCACCGGGCUCAGUGGGCGUCCGGCCGUCAUCGCUCCGUGUUAUUUUCGGAUGUUACAAACUCCAGAGAUGGUAGAGCGCGGGGCGGAUUCGUUUUGCCUUUGGAGGCGUGGGUUUCUGUUUCUGUCCAUCUCUCGCGCUAUCUCCACCCUCGAGGGAGAGAUUUCUCCGUUUACCGAGCUCCUCUUUUCUCUUAACGCGUUGCUGCUAAAUCAAAAUUACUUGUGACGGACGGAGGGUACGAGCGCAAAGGACACCGCGGCAAAUUUGGCACCGGAUUCCCCCCCACUACACGCACACACACACGCCGUCGGUAUGAAUUUCUGGAUUGUGGGGACGUCGUUAUGUCACGCAGGGUGAACUACAGACGCUUUCCAGAUUCAAUCACUCGAGCUGGAAGCAAAGGAGGCGCGUUAAAAUGUGCAAGGAUCAAGUGAUACUCUGCUGCUGCUGCUGCGCAUCUUCGGGGUUUUGCACGUAAAUACCUUUUUGGACAUUUAUUUUUUACGCUUCUUUGGUUUGAUGUGCAGAGCGUUAGUGUGAUCAGAGUUGGCUUAUCACCUUGAUCAUUUCCAGCAUGAUUUGUGUGCAGCUCGCACAAAAUCAGUGUUUGCGUCGUUAAUCUCUGCAGAGUGCUUUACAUGUGGCAUAUUAUACUCUAACUGGCUGUAGAUCGUUCAACCAAAACGCACCAACAGGAGUUCACAUUCCCCCCCAAAUCCUAAAGCGACACAGGGGGCUGUUUGGAGUCACACGUGCCCAGGACAAACAAUUAAAAUGACAAAACCCGUUUACACGAGAGGUUGUUUUUUCUAUCGAGGAAGCUGCACCGAGACCCUGGAUUGUAACAUAGUUGGAGGACAGAGAGCUAAAAAAGAAGAGAGGCAGGGGAGAGCCGCCGAGCUGCACAACAGAGCCCAGAGGAAAGCUCUGGCUUCAGUGAUGGACUGAGCAGAAGGUGCGAGGAGCCCACAGUUCACCUGACAAGAGGCAUGUAUGGACAAACCGCAGCAUAGGUGAGAGCAAGAAGGAAAAGUGCUGCCCACAGUUGAAUACAGCAAAUUUACAGCUCUGAUGACUGAAACACAUCAAGCUUUCACAAAGGAAGACACUGGCCUUUUCAUAUCUGGAAACCAUUCCUCAGGUCUGCACAAACUGAUCCUACCUUUGUCCCAAAAAAGCACCUGGAACCUCAGCCCCCUCCAAAGUGCCCCGGAGGCCCACCUGAGUCAGUAGGCACCCACAGAUGUAACUAAGCUGUCAAGAUUUCUUCUCGAGGAAGUCCUAUUAUUUUGGGUAAGUGUUUGCAUGCAGACGCUGAACUUUAAAUGUGUAAAACUCACUUAUUGAAGAGCUACAGCUGAUUGUUCACUGCAUUGCAGGCCAACUGCUCCCUGUGAUAAGUUCAGUGAAAAUGGGACAUUAUAAUACCGGCAAAAAGAAGUCAAACUUAAGCGCAUGGUGCCAAAUAAAAUAUGUCUUUGCUGUUGUUAUCUAGUUCUUCUUUUAGGAACUGCCUCGGCUGUUUUGAUGCUAAAUAACUCGCCCAGGCUGUUCGGGGAAAUUGGCACAAAUGCAAAUGAGCUCCUGUUCAGAUUAGCUUGCUGUACUCUAAGACUGCCCCCUUCCACUUCCAGUGGGCUGAUGGAAAUUUGAUAAGACCAUUUAUGGAGGUUUCCCACCUAUGAAGUGAUGAUUACACACAGUUUCCUUGCAGGGAAGUAGGCUUUGUGUUAGGCUUAGGAUUUGGGGAAAUUAGUUGUCGAUAACACCAGUUAGUAAAGUUGCAUUUCAAUCUCACAUCCAAGUCGAUUCCCUUAGGUGAUAUGUCUGAUGCCUCACGUGUAAAACUGCAAGCCAGAUGUCACAUUGAUUCAGUUAAUCCAUGUGCAUGAUGCCUCUACUUCAUAGUAAUGGACAUGACCAAACGUACAACUCCUCUUAACCACCAUUUGCACCAUGUUGUCAAAAAGUGUCCCACUUUUACUGAAAUUUCCACAGGGAUCUGUGCACAGUUACACGCCGCACAGAUCCAUAUAGUGUCCCUGAUUUUUAAACACUCUUUCGAGCAAAAUCAUAACUGAACAAUCAUUCCCACUGCCUCCCAUCUUAGCAAUCAAAACACAGUAGAUCUCCAGUUAAUGAAAUGUCUGCGACUGAGCGACUGCACACUUGACAAAACGAGAUAAAUCUGUCUCACUCUGACUUGAUGGCCCUUAAAUAGAGUCACUCUACUGGUUUAGCUUGAAAAGAAAGUCUAGAUUUAGAGACAUCUAAUCUUUUUUGGUUGCUCCUGAUCUGCUGAGAUCUGCUGGUUGUCAUCUGGGAGCCUGACAGCCGGCAUUGAGUUGAUUUGACUCCAGAACCAAGUUUUUCUGUUAUAAUUCUCCUCCUCUUCAGCCAUCUUCAAUGCAACGCAUGGUGGGAGCUUUCUUUCCCUGCCAAGGACAGAAAGGCUUUGACAGUCUGAAUUCUCUCUAAAAAAAAAUGCAGAGCACUCUUGUCCUGCAAUCCUCUCAAACUGUUUCUUUUGCCCAGAGCUGUUAAUUUGUAUUUCCCCUUCUCGUCUAUUUUCAGCAAACAAUAUUUAAAUUUUCGCUUUCCUUCAGUGACUCAUGUCCUAACAAUGGGUUACAUUUGGAUAUUCAACUGUUUCCGCCUGCAGAACUAACAAACCCUUCCACAUAUCCUCCUCCUUUUUAGCUUUACACUUUAAUUGGCCGCCAUAUUCCUAGUUUAAGUUCAGAAGUUAGAAAAUUCAGCACAUCAAGGUUGACUUUGAGGUUAACAUGCUCACUGUCACACAAGACUAGGUCUGUUUAUCAAAUUGGCUGUUUAAUGUUUUCUGUCAAAGAAGAAGGAAUACAAAUCAUCGGUGAUAAAACUGAUGUGUCAGUGGGAAUGCUAAUCAAUUAAUCAUAGUAACAGCUUGUGGUUGAGCAGCAUCAUGACAUUUAGCCCACAAGGCUAGAGGAGGCAACUCUGCUCGGAUGAAAACUGCCUGUAAUUCAAGUAUAUGGCUUUUAUAUAUUCGUUGGUGCAAUUUUGUGGCCCCCUUGUGUGCCUCUUUAUGUGCUAUCAUCACAUUUGAGUUGUAAAACUAAACAGUAUGGAGAUAAAAACCCCUAAUGAUCCUUGAAAAAAAUACAAAGGGUUAUUCAGAAAAACAGAGUCUUGCUUUUAGGGUUUUUCCAGAGUCCUCAAAGACUUGUGUCCUGAUUGAAAUGAAAGAUAUCCUACUUACUGCGGGAUAAAACAAAAAUAAAUUUUUAAGUUGCAUCUCAUUUCACAAUUAAAAUGUUUAGCCUUAAAGGGAUAUUCCGGCAUAAAAUUCAUUUAGGGUCAAACACACGGUAAAACUGAGUCAGACACCCCCUCGAGAGAUGAAUGUUGCUGACCGCUUGAUUCUCUAGUUAUACCAACUUUAGUAACGACCGCAUGAUAGCAAAACACAGCGGUCUGAGGAGCCAUAAACAAACCUCAACAAAAACGCCACUCUAUAGCCACAAUAACGAGUUUGAUGCUCAUAAAUGUUCUUCCUUGAGCUGCGUCACCCUGAGGUCUCUCUACAAACAAGCGGCUGCUGGAAGAGAGUAGGUGAGUUGUGUUUAGUCUCUUUGCUAAAGAAAUCAGGCAAAGUUAAAAAGAUGUUUGGUGGCGAGUGCUGUGGCUGGGACCCUAUAUGUACUGUUGAUGAAGUUAGGUGCUGUUCUGAGCAUUAUUUGUGGCUAUAGAGUGGCGUUUUGGUUGAGGUUUGUUUAUGGCUCCUCAGACCGCUGUGUAUUGCUAUCGUGCGGUCGUUACUAAAGUUGGUAAAAUUAGAGAAGCAAACCUUGGCAACACUUCAUCACUUGAGGGGUUGUCUAACUCGGUUUUACGGUGUGUUUGACCCUAAAUUAAUUUUACGCCUGAAUAUCCCUUUAAUCUUAAUUUCUUUUUGGACAGAAACCAAGAUGAUUGCUUAUAUGUUUAUCUUUUGUUUCAUUUGUCUUUAUUGUUAAUUAUGUCCUUGAUGUUUGACUUGAAAUGAAAUUCUAUGUUAAUUUUCUUGUCAUAAACAAGGGCAAAAAAUUCGGACUUUGUUGUUGCAUGUGACUAUUGGUCGGCUUCUUUAAAAGACUAAGACAGGAAACCUUGUGUCUGUGCCAUAUAGCUGCAUGGACACAUCUUCAAAGUCGUGGCUGCCGCAUCAAACUCAGUUUGGGUUGGUUGGUCAAGCGGAGGUUUGCUGUGGCGGACCUGGAGUUUUAACCCCAAGUGAGUCAGUUUGGCCCCACACUGGUGGAAAUCUACCUUUUUACCCCUGUCAUCUAACUGCCCUGCAGCUUAUUCCUCAGUCUGUCUCGCUCCAACAUGAUUUUUCUCUGUUAUAUAUAUGUUUUUAUAUGUUACCUCCACCAACGCCACUGUAGCCGAUGGUUAAUGGACAGUUUAACGUACAGUCCAGCCUCAGCUGUAAUGUCCUGCUCUCUUUUUCCUCUAUCAUGGCUUUCCAGUGCUUUUUUACUGCUUUGAAAUCUUUCCUAAAGUACCUCCAUAUAUUGAGGGUAUUUUACCACUCAGUCCUCCAGCGGUGCAUCCCUCACCCUCUGAGCCCUGCGUUGUCACACUCACAGAGUUUUAUUUUGACAUCCUCCAGGUUUGAUAGCACCAUUUGCCUUUUACACCAGCUCUGAUACACUCUGAGUCUUCCUUCUCAAUACGCUGUCUUUACUCCUCCAGAUGAAAGCAGCCAUUUCUUCUCCCUCCAGGGACAGCAAGAGAAAUAAUUUUCAGAUUGUUAGUGCAGCUUGUAAAUUUGUUCUCGCAUUUAAAACAUUAAGACCCACACACCGCACAGCUUUGGAAAACAAACAGAAGGCAGAAUAGUGUGAAAAAGAAGAAAGAAAAGGAAAAGAAUAAUUACUUUUGGCUAUGUUAUUUGUGGAGAGAUGAUGCAGGUAAAUCAUCUCAGAAUAGUGAAAUUGCGGUUUGAUCUUGGUUCGACCGUUUUUGUUGUUUAAUUGCUGUCUGUUCAUUUUCAAAGCUCACAAUAAUAUUUCUGAGCACAUUAGUGAAAAUGAAGGUAGUUUGAUGGAGAGCAGUGCACAAGCUACGCUCAUGUUCCUAUGGUAACUGGGCCACACUACCCUUGGCUAGCUCACACAGACACACACACAUAAGCAAGCAGGCAGAAGGACAGGAAGGAGAGAGGUGGGAAUGCUGGAAGCCACACAUGAUGGAAAGAUUAUACAUCAGACUGUUCAUUUAGGUUAUUUCAUCCUCUUUAAUGAGUCAUAUUUUAAAAACCAGAGUGUGUUGGCCUUGGGAAAUCUUGGUUAUACUGCGCUCUGUCUCAUUUCUGCUAGUUUUAAAGCUGAUAUCAGGUUCUUUCCCUGGCGCCUACACCGGCCCUGCUUCUUUAACCCCUCCACCCACCUCUGCUUUCAAUUGCUGCAGCUCUACCACUUCAGUUUGCUUUAUAUUUUCUUGAUGACAGUGCUGCUUCUAAACAUAGCAUGGACGUGUCUCUGAACACGGCAAGACGUGUCACUUUUUCCUUUUUUAGCUCAACUUUUAUAUGUUUUUAAUAACGGAGCAAGUUUGUCUCCUGGUUGGUUCGUCUUUCACUCGUAGAGUCAUUACUCGACAGAAAAUUAAACCAGGGAAACUAAUGAAACAGCAUUUUAGUAUGGCCACUAUUUUUCUUAAUACUCAGUGUGGGAAGCUCGACUGCUGUUUUGUUGGACAGGAUUCCUUUUGUAAGUUGUUUAAAUGUUGUUUUUAAGUAGGGCUGGGCGAUAUGGGAAAAGGUUUAUCACAAUAUAUUUUUUUCAUAUCAGUCGCUAUCAAUAAUAUCACAAUAUUAAAAAAUGAAAUUUAACGGUGCUUGUUGGAAUCAUGUCUUUUGCAAUACAAUAAGCUACUGCAUCUGUGAGGUCUUUGUAUCUAUUCGACGUUUUGUCGUAAGGCGUUGCGCUAGAGAAAGCGGACUGUCAUCAUCUGUUGAGCCUUCAUCUGCAUUUCUACUGGGGGUAGCACUCCAUUUUUUUUUUCAUACAAACAGUGCUGUCGGCUUCACGUGUUAAAGUGCUAUGGUUGUGUGUAGCGGCAGCCUGCUACUACACAGUUGUUUGCUACUUGGUCCUACUUCAGCACAAAGUCGACCCGGAGCAACUCCCCUUUUCAUUGGAUAUUUGCAUAGUCUACCAAAACCUUGCACAAUGCCGGCUAUUGAAAAGGAAAUUGACCAUCUUUCAUUUUGAUGUUGAGGGAAAUUAAUUUUCAAUAUUUAUCAUUAUCAUUUUAUUGCCCAGCCCUAUUUUUAAGCAUUUUAAUCUUUCCUCCGUUUCCGUAACAACAAGUUGAUAAAAAAAAGCAAUCAAUUGUGAAACUCCAGAGACAGACUAGAACCUUCGACCACUUCUUAGACACCAUUACAUAGGAGCAAGUCCCUACAGCAUGCACGCAUCAGGUGUUGCAGCACAUUGUGUAAAAACAGACACUCACCAUCCACACACUAUCCAUUAAAUAUACACUUCUGUUAUGCAGGAGCAAUCCAUACUGUGCAGGAGACCAGAGAGAUGUUGAAGGAAAAAGGCUGUUUUCUAACGUCCAACAUUUGGACUUGAUAAACAUAAAAACAUGACAGUGAUAACAAGUUCAGUCACAAAGCAUCAUUAAUGAAGAUGGAUAUCAUUAACACACCAAUACAGUAUCUCCACUUUGUUAAACAAACUAACAAGCUCUUCAACUAACGGGACGUUUCAAGCAUAUUAGCGCUCCCCCUCCGGCCAGCUGUGUCUCACUCUGAGUCCCUGAAGUGAAAUGAAGAGGUAUCAUACAGGCUCUCUUCAUUCCUGUCCAUGUCUAUGAGAGCAACAAGACUAAACAGAUACACAAGCUGUGUCCCGGUCAGGAGGUUGCAGGCUUUCCCUCUUUUUAUUGAUGAACAGCAUGCUAAUUUAAGCAAUCUGCUUCCUUCUAACAAUUACAGAAGCAGUAAAAUGUUCAGUGCUGAUGCCAGUUGUUAUCUUUAACAACUCCUCCGUUAUAUAGUUUUGAUUUAUGCCACGAUUAUAGUCCCUAUUUCAUUCUUAUUUUUACUGCUCACUGUCUUUCAGUCUCACUCAACCUAACAGUAUUGGCUAGUUGAGUGGUUAAAUGCUAAUGCGAUCUGAUUUAUUACAACAGUUCAUCAAUCUUUAUCUGUUUAAUCUUAAUCUUAAAUAUGGCCUGGCUUCUCUCUGGGUUUUUACAGCUCACUAUCUAUCAGCCUCUUUCUAGCUCAGAGUUGUGUCAGCCAUCUUUCGGCUGUAAUUCACCGCUCAUUGUCGUUUUAGUUGCUCAUCAAUCAAGAGGUGAAAUUACAACUUAAUGUCAGAUUCUCUACAUUUAUACGACCUAAAAUCUAGGACACAGCAGUUUGACAUUUUAAAAACAUUUGAGCUUCCCCCCUGGAGCAUGACAUUAGAGAAACCGGCCUACUUAUGAAUAUGGUAACUAAACCCUCUGAUUGUUUUCUGACAGACAUCGCAUGACAAGACUUCACUCCAUCAAGCAGCUUGUAUCUGCUAGCAGCCGUUUGCUUUGUGUGUUUGGCAACCCCCGGUUUUAUUUUGCGUCGUAAACCGCUGCUCAAACUUGGACCAUGUCAAACCUCCUGAGGCGAUGCUGCCAGCCUGUCAAAGAGCAGCGUGGUUAAAGCUGUGAGGUUUUUCUUCUGUCAGUCAUGCCGGCUGAUUGUUUGGACAGCUUGCAGUUAAUGAACAGCCUUAACUUUCUGCACACAUUUGACCUGUCUGUCCUUUUUAACCGCUGUGAUGCUCCGAUGAAUUUAAGAUGACAGCUGAACCGUCUUUGACCCAAUGUGCUUUGGCAGUUAGCGUUAAUUUUCUUUAACUAGCACUUCCAGAGUUAAGUGGUGGCUUUAAGAGUCAAUUUGGACAAAUCAGAGACAAAAAAAAACACAUUUCCUUGCCCCCCUCUUGUACUACCUGUCACACAGUCUAAAGGAAUCAGCUUAAUACCUGGCUUCAGCUCAAACACAUCACAUUCAGGGUGAAGCUCCAUUUUAUGGUCUGGGGGACAGAAAUACUGUCUUGUUCUGCAAAAGGAACUGCCAGUGCAAGAAACGGGAAAAGCUGGAACCAGAAUCAGUUUAUGGUUUAUGUACGAUAAUAACCCAACCUAUGAGUAAAUUGAUGUGGAGAUUAAAACACUUUAAUAUGAAUACCUUUUGAGUAGGGCUGGGCGAUAUGGGAAAAAAAAGUUUAUCAUGAUAUAUAUUUUUCAUAUCAGUCGAUAUUGAUAUAUAUCACGGUAUAAAAUAAAGGAAAUUUAGCAGUGCUUGUUGGUAGCCUGUCAUUUACAAUACAAUAAGCUGCUGCAUCUGUGAGGUCUUUGUGUCUCUUCGAUGUUUUGUCGUAGAAAGCAGAGUGAACGGUUGGCUGUUUCGACAGCACAGGCGCCAUGGGCUCCUUGCUCCGCUUGGGGUUUGUAACCUCUUGCAUUGUGAGUGCUCUGCUGCGUGGCACUACUUCAGGUGGUGGAAGACAUUUGAGGUAUUCCCCGACUGUACGAGAACAUGUACUCGACAUAAUUUGCAGUGCACAUUUCUCUGCUUUGUGUCUGACCUCAAAAAACCAAAAUACCUCCACUGACGUUUUCAUGCUAGUGUUGUCGACAAUGUCGUCAUCUGUUGAGCCUUCAUCCGCAUUUCUGCCGGAGGUAGCACUCAUUUUCUUUUUUUCUCACCGACCGUGCUGUUGGCUUCAUGUGUUAAAGUGCUACAGUCACGUCUAGCUGCAGCCUGCUACUUCGCAGUUGUUUGCGACUUAGUUCUAAUUCAGCACAUGAUUGGUUCAGCGCAAAGCGGACCUGGAGCAACUCCCCUUUUCAUUGGAUAUUCGUAUAGUCUACCAAAACAUGGCAGAAUGCUGAAACUCGAAAAGCAUAUUGACCAUGUUUUAUGCUAAUAUUGACGGGAAAUUCAAUUUCGAUAUAUAUCAUUACCCUUUAAUUGCCCAGCCCUACCUUUGAGAUAUCUUCAGUAGUUCUGUAAUCAAAUGAUAUCAGCAUACAGAUGGACCUGUGAUUGGUUGUAAUUUUUGGACAAUAAAACUGAACAGCAGUUUUUUGAUCAGGUUGUCAGAAUCAUCAUGAUAACACCGGUAAUGGUGCGGCCUGCAGCAAACUACAUGAUUUUUCUGCAGCUAUUUUUUUUAUCAAAAUGAAUCCAUGACAAUUUGGCAAUCAUCAUGUUGUUUGUCAAUUAGGUUUAAUCAAAGGUCAAAUAGAGGACUUAGUGUAACAGUGUGCUGUUUGCAGCUCUAUUUACCAGUCUGGUGAUGAUAAGAACGGUGUUUACUAAUUGGAUUGUGGAUAUUCCUCUAUGAUAUAAAUGUGACAUCUGCCCCAAACAGACCUCACUGUGAGUUACCAGGGGCACAAGUGCUGAAGACCAGGCCCACAAAAAGGUGUUUUGUUUGUGUGUGUAAUCUGCUCUUGGAAACCCUCUUGGGUCAGGCACCAAUUGUGAGAAUUGAAGCAAUUCCUGACCCUCCUUUUCCUCUGCACGACUUGUAUUGAAGUCAGGCUGAAUUUUAGCUCCAUCACUUGUCAUUUGCCAUGCAGUGAAUAUGGGGGCAGGAGAGUCAAUAACGGCCCAAUCAACAGCUGCUUGUGACUGAUUGGCUGCUAGCAUGACAGGCUGCAUACUCCUGCACAGUGAAAGCAUAACCACGAGCCAAUUCCCCGACACCAGGCCUUUUUUUUUUCUCUGAUUACACUGCACAACAUGGCAGACGGCAUCUAAAAACACCAUGGCUGCCCUCACUGAUGUGAAUGCAUUGAGCAAAAUAUAAGAAAUACUUGGAAUAUGGUGCACUUUAGUAUGUCACCACUGCCCAGGAUGCUUUCAACAUUAAAUACAACAAAAAUGAAAAUGUAGAAGCUGCAUAAAAGUAGAAUUUAUGGUAAUAUGUUGUGUUGGACGGCACCAAACUGUAUAAGUAGUCAUAUUGUAUUUGCUUUAAUGAAACCAUGUUGACAAUUGUCAGUGCUCUGUCCCUAUUUAACACAUACAGUAUGAGCCAUUAGGAUGUGGCCGUACAAUGUGAGCACCACAUUUGUGAGCUUCAGUUUUGCAUUAUCAGUGUUUUGCCUGAAUAGUGUGUGUUGGUUUUGUAUACAGGUGCACAGAGUAUGGCUGGCCUUACUCCAAGAUGAACUGAAACGCUCCGUUGCUUCAAGGACAGUCACGACAGAAACUCUAUUGUGCCAUAAGGCUCAGCUCCCACACUCUUUAACUUCAAUAUAGAUACUUUAAAUAGUAUGCAGAAGUGUGAGAAAGCACAAUAAAACACAUUUAGGCUUUUUAUUAAAAUGAACAAAUGAAAUCUAUUCAUAAUUAGACCUGAAAUUCUCAUCAAAUCCAAAGAUUGUACUGUGAUAACGUAGUAUCAUGAUCCCUGAAUUGUGAAAGGUAUCAUCUCCUGAGUUGGAUGAAUCGUUAUUUUCCUGUUGAGCAUGUUUUUGUGCAUUUUUCUUCAAAUUAAAGUAAACUCUUUAUAGUCAUUUACAUAGAUUAUUGUUUGGGUGAUUUGAUUGGAAGUCUAAACCAAAUUUUUUCCCCAAGAUUUUCAACAUCUUUCUGGAGCUGUGCCACCACAACAACACACGAUUUAUUUACAUUUCUCUCCCCCCAACUUCUUUUAUGCUUGUUUCGAAAAUACACCUCUGUAAAAAAAAAUCACCUUAUUCAUGCAUUCGGUUAUAAAAAAGCAAACCUGACUUACUUUCCCAUUAGCAUACUUCUGCACACUGAGAACCCGCUCCAGUGGUGUUAUUUUGGGACACAUGAGUUGUUAGUUUAUGGCGUCAAACCACUGUAGUGUCAGCUUACAGGCUCAAAGUGCAACUUGCAUGUAGACUCCAUGUUAUUUACCAGAACAGCAAAUUCAUGAUGUUGUCCUGUUAUGUAAGAAAGCAUAGCAACAGGGUUCAGUGUCAAAAGAAAGUAAGCAAAUUAAUUUAACAGAUAGUGGAAACACUAGAUAUUAAAGUAACAUUGAUUUAGGGUGCAUGCUUUUAAUGGACUGACCUAGUUAUCCCCUGAAAGUGUAGAGUUUUGGUGCUGGUACUGUGCAGAUAAUCAAUCCUAGAAUUGAUUGAUGUAUUUGGGAGAAGAAAAAGUUUCCAGAUGUGUAUUAAUAGAGAGAUAUAUGCUAAAGGUUGAAUAUGUUUCUCCUACUCCCACUCACAGUCUUCCUCUCCCUGUCUUUCUCUCCCUCUGUAUCACUGUUAGCUAGAGGCUGUUGCCACCCACACACACACACACACACACACACACACCAUCCUGACAGCAAUUUACAUUCAGAAUAGCCCAUGUGAACGCAUCCAUGUGUUUUAAUAUGUCACGUUUACUUAAAGCACCACAUGUUGCAAGCGGCAGAUCUGUUAAAAAACUGGUAGUAUGCUUUGUAUUCCUUCGCAGGGUCAUUUAAACGUCGAUGCAGCUCUGCCUCUGAUGAGACACAAAGGAAACUGUAAUAUCUCCUUCAGUAUGAAAAGAUUCACCUCGUGGGCAGCUGAUAGGUCUUAUUAGUUCACUCUCACGCAUGUUACCAGAACCACAGUGUUGUGCAGCAUGUAACUUGGUGUUUUUUCUCUCAUCUUUAUUGUGCAGUUGUGUGCCAAUAUCUUCUACAGUUCAAGUAGAAGCCCUUGGAGUUGUUUCCAUGGAUACCAAACAAUUAGCUGGGAUUCAGAAUAGAAACCUGGAGAGUCGCCUAUUUACAGGCUUUGGGAGCAAGGAAAUCAUAGGAUGACAGAGUGUCUUGAUUCUCUGUUGCAGUGGGAAAAAAAAGCAGCUCCUUGGGGUAAUGGGUAAUUUCUAAACAAAUAGCUGCUAUGGAUCAAUCGCAGACUGAAAUAGAACAGGAGAAUGAAUACCAGCACGAGACACUGUCACGUUUUCAGGUUUAUAGGAGCAAAUGUGUCAGAAUGUAGGGGUGUAUUGUCAAAAAUAGAUCAUUUUAACAUACAGAUAGUGUGUUUUUUAGUGCGUGAUCACCUGAAGUUAAGAAUCAAGUCUAAUAAUACGCCUGUUAUCUCUCUAGGGAUGCCAGCUUAGAUAGAGCAGUAGCUUUUUAGAAGUAUGUCCCUCUUCUCAGACUCUGAUUAGCUCAUCCAUGUACAUCCUUAACCUUUAUUAGCCUCACAACUCAUGACAGAACAUAACUAACUCCCAACCAAUGAGCGCUGUGACUACGAGCCAACCAGAGGCCGAGUCAAGAUUCGUAAUCUUGCUGCUGCCAGGAAAGGUUCGGGUGAGGACUUAUCAGUCGGUUGCAAUCAGGCAUGACAUGCAUGAAUACCACUUAAUCUCUGUAAAGGUCCUUCAAGGGAUAGAUCUAAGCUCUAAAUCGGUGACAUUCAUGCCCACACUCAAACUAUGAUUUUAAGAUGCAAGCAGCUAAAAAUACACAGAGGGGUCACACAAAUGAGGCUAAUGUACCUUUAUUUCUCUCUUAUUACUGACACUAAACUCUAUGUAGAUUUAGUCAUGCUGGAUAUUUGUACUGAUUUCAAAAAAUAUCUAACUUCAUUUUUUAAUUUUUUAUCCUGCUUAAAGCUCCAGUAAGCAGUUUUUCUUAUUUACAUCUGUAGACUAGACUGAACUUCAAAUUGAUGCCCUUUUAUGAUAUCCAAAAGCAAAUAAGAUCAUCAGUAACAAGAUUGAGAGACUGUCAUUUUUAAUGCCUGAAACAAAUGUGGAAGGGUAGGUAUCAGCAGAGCAACUGAGGGAUCAGACCUGUUAUUUUACAAUUUUAACAUUAAAUAUAAUCACAUUAAAUAAUACAUUUGACCGUCAAAACUCAGCAGGAUUAGAUUAGAUAUUGUCACCUUAAUCUGUAUUUAUUCUGACCUUUAUUCUGUGAUCAAGUGUAUCUAAAAGUCAAGGUCCUGAAGUAGAUUUUAUGUCAUUCUUUUGAUUCCUAAAUCAAGAUAGUGGUAAAAGUUGCUUACUGACCUAAGGCUGUUUUGAAAUGUAUAAGAAUAGAAAUCUAAACAUGCGAUUACCAAAAGGAUUCAUAAUGAUUAGCUGUUGAAACCCUGCAAAGAAUCACAACUAAAACAAUGUUUUGAGCACCUGCUCUACUCAUAUGUGUUUCACGGUUGCAUUUCACUUACUUAUUGCAGCUUAUUUAAUGUUGGACUUUUUUGUCACAUAUAACAUUUUUUGUGCCAUUUUCAUGAAUCCAGUUUGUUAACUAUUGAUUCAGGAGAGUAUGUUCCAGGCUUUUAUUGCCCCCAUCAAACACUGGUUUGUUGUUUGUUUUUAAAAACUAAGGAAAAAACGUAAGACAUAUGCUGCGCUCGAGUUACUUCGGAAGUCAGAUGUCGGAGCUAAAAAUGACGUCACACUCGAGUUACCAGCGUUUCAGUUACCAAGUCGGAAAUCGGAGGCGGAAACAAGAUGGCUACAUCUACGAAAGAUAUUUUAGCGCUUACCUUGUCCUUGCUUAUAUUCGGACAAGCGCUAAAAUAACCUUCGUAGUUGUAGCCAUCUUGUUUCAGCCUCUGAUUUUGCUUUCUUCCGACCUACGCUGGUAACUCGGGUGUGAUGACAUUCCCAGCUCUGACUUUUGACUUCUGAGGUAACUCGAACGCAACGGUUGUCUCAAUGCUGAAAAAAAAGACUUCAGGGCCCAGAAGAAGUAAAGCACUUCAUCAUACGCCUGCUGUUGCUUGCUGUCCAACACAAGCCUCCAGUUGACGUAGAGCUGAGGAAAUCCGCACUAAUGUCCCAUGAAAAUAUGAAGCUUGUUUAUUGUGUGGUCUGUUUUUGUGGAAAACCUUUUCCAUCUCUGCUGUUGUUCUUAUAGAUAUAAGGAUUUAUAAGAUCUGUGUGGUGUUUUCCCCUCAAUGAUGCUCCUUCUUUUUGUAUUGACUUCAUCUUUUUAGCCAGCACACAGUCGUGCUCUAAAAGCUUUAGUUCUGUUUCCCUAUGGAUGACUGUCUGUACUUUUAUAGAUCCAUCCUCAUGUUCCAGAGUUUGCACAAGCCUAAAGUCAGACGAAGACUAUACAGUUCAAGAUGACUCAGUCAAGCCUGUUUCUUAUUUAGACCGUAUACAGUGCGAUAUAGCUCUCAUGCCAGUUAUUUUGUCAUUUUCCUCUGGCUUUAGACGUAAAGUUUUUCCAUUUGAAGGCCGCUAAAAAGCUUCCAAGUGUCUCUCAGUCUGUCACACUGUUGUUCUUUGUGCUUUUUUGAGGCUGUAGCUGUCUGUCCUCAUUGGUGAGCUUUGCUUACACCUACUAUUCUGCAUUGUUGCUGUGCUGGUAGCUUGUUUGUGAAUAUUAUGUGUUUGCAAUGCUUGUUCUAAUGCUAUCCUUCUUUCUGUUUGAGACACGAGCAGCUGCAAGGUAAUCGAACAACCCUGAGAUAGUGCACACUAUUGUACUGUUAAGAAUGUGCCAAUUAUAUGUCGACAUAGUAGAACAGGGUUAAUAUAUCAUGACAUUAUGGUCCAUUAUGGUCCAUUAUGGUUGUGUGUUCAGGAGAGCUGUAUUGUACUUGUUUUUUUUUUCCUUUUGCAACUUAUUUUCAUUUGAUUUUAAAAGGUCGAUCAAGCUCAAAAUGUUAAUUGUCAGAAUUUUUAACACAUUUUUUACUAGAUGUCAUUAAGUUAUUCACAAUAUAAACAUGGAUGAGCUCAAAAGAAAUUUACAUUUUUUCAGAUUUUAUACUAUUUUCCAAUUUGUGGCUUAAUUGGCCAAACUUAUGUAAAACAAUCAUUGUUCUAUUUGUGUGAGCAAACUCUAUUUAGAUGAGCGCAAGAUAGGAAAAAGUUACCCUGUUACAGCCAUAUGCGAACACAAUGGAUUGACGCACAGCAUCUGACUCACAGUCUGUUUUCAAAACCUUUAUUUUCUGUGAUAUGGGUGGUAUUAAAUUCAGAGAAAGGUGUAUGAAAUAGAAAAAGGUUAAACAGAAAUAGGAUAGAAAGUAAAGUGUAUUAAAACUGGAAUUGGUGUCUUGGUUUUUUGUUCAUAUUUUCGAUGUUCCCCUCAUUUUUUGUCUCUGUACGGCACUCUUCUUUCAUAGACCAAUCUCGCAGGGCAAGUUUUGCCUCUGUAAGGCAGUCAAGCAUGGAAACUCCUCCAAAUGCCACCCCACAGCCCUUCAGACAGCCGGUGAGUACAGCACUGUCAGUCACAUCCUCCUCAUUCAUACAUCGACUUUCUGCUCACAUCCACUUUUCUUCCUUUUUAAUCCAGUAGUUAGGACAAGUGUUAUAUUUUCUAAUGUCUUUUGUUUUUCCUCUUAUUGAAUGUUUAGAGUUUUCUCAAUCGAAGGUUGAAGGGCUCCAUCAAGAGGGCCAAAAGUCAGCCCAAACUGGACCGGACCAGCAGCUUCAAACAAAUGAUUCUGCCCCGGUUUCGGAGUGCCGACCAAGAGAGGUAGAUAACCUUCACUGCAGUAACUGCAUUAUGGAAUCAGUUGUGCAUGUGCAGCACUUAAAGGGAUAUUCUGGCGUAAAAUUAAUUCAGGGUCAGACACACCAUAACACCGAGUUUGACACCCUGUCGAGAGAUGAAUGUUGCUGAUCGCUUGCUUUUCUAGUGAUACCAACUUUACUAACGAACGCACGAUAGCAAUACACAGUGUUCUCAGGAGCCAUAAACAAACCUCAACCAAAACGCCACUCUUUAGCCACAAAAAAUGCUCAGAACAGCACCUAACUUCAUCAACAGUACAUAUAGGGUCCCAGCCAUAGUACUGAUCAUUUCUUCAUGGAAAUGCAAUCAGACCGAGACGCUAAGGCAGAAGAACUGCUGCGUCUACAGUGCAAAAUGAUUAAUUUGGUGAUUAUUGCUUCAAGGAAAUGAUAAAGUAAUGAUCAUAAAUGUUCUUCCUUGAGCUGUGUCACCCCGCUGCAGUCCGUAAUAGACUGGCCCAAGGUCUCAUUACAAACAAGCAGCUGCUGGAAGAGAGUAGGUGAGUUGUGUUUAGUCUCUUUGCUCAAGAAAUCAGGCAAAGUUAAAAAGAUGUUUGGUGGCUAGUGCUGUGGUUGGGACCUUAUAUGUACUGUUGAUGAAGUUAGGUGCUGUUCUGAGCAUUAUUUGUGGCUAUAGAGUGGCGUUUUGGUUGAGGUUUGUUUAUGGCUCCUCAGACCGCUGUGUAUUGCUAUCUGCGGUUGUUACUAAAGUUGGUAUAACUAUAGAAGCAAGCGGUGAGCAACAUUCAUCUCUCGAUGGGAUGUCUAACUCGAUGUUACGGUGUGUUUGACUCUAAAUUAAUUUUACGCCUGAAUAUCCCUUUAACUGCAUUACGAAAUCAGUUGUGCAUGUGCAGCACUAAAGAUGAAUGUCCUCCAAUAGGAUAAUCAUGUGCAUCACAUUGCGUUGUAUUCAGUUCAAGACAAGGUCAGUGGUUUUCCUGAGUCAGAGGCUGGAAUCAUGUCUCAUCAAUGUGCAAAAGUCAGGAAACACAAGGGUUGGGUUGCCAGUUUAUCACCAGUCUGCAAGUUACUUGAAAAAGCAUCUAUUUCAAACAUCUAUAAUUAAAAGACUCGCUAAUUACAUUUAUGGUGAGAUCAUACAGAAAUGAUUUGAUCAGAUGAAAUGAAACAUGAAGAUGAUUACAGCAAUGACUCUUUGUUCCUCUGGACUGUGGGAGGAAACUGGAGCACAUUGCAGAAACCCACACAAUGCCAGCAAGAAUCUUCACACUCCUUUCAGACAGAACCUGAGACCAGUCAUCAUUUUUAGAUUUUUGAUGACAUUUAUUUGAUUGAUGACAUGUUGACGUGCAAAGUGAAGGCAACCAAUCUAAGUCUCUGUAUGCAUGUUUCGGGAACAUCAGUAAGCUUUGACACCAACAAUCAGAUUUUUCCUUCUGCUGCUUUGUGUAACUUCAUCAGGAUGACUGUAACUACCUUAAAAGUCGCCUCUCGCUCUGUCUGCCCAAGGUUACAUAACUUUCUGAGCUGCAUCCAUGCAUUUUAUUAACACAGUUAAUUACUCAUUUCCAGUUGUUUUCCAUCUCCUCACAUUUUUCUUCCAAUUCUGGGAUAACAAAUCUGUUUUUCAGAUGAAAGGAAUUAAUUUAUCCGACGAUCUCAAGCUUGUUUUUCCAUAACGAGAUAUUUUUUGAUGAUCUGGGAAAAAAUCAUAGACUGAUCUGGAGUGGGUCAGACCAUAACAUGCCAUGCUACGAUUACUGCACACAGAAGUGGGAAUUUGUAGGGAUGUCCUGAUCCACUAUUGAUAUUGGAUAUUAGUACGAUAUCAGUGAAAAAAUGAAUAUCGGAUUAUAUGGGCCCACAUCUCAAAUCUCUGAUAUAAGCACUCAAAUACAAGCAAUCCAUUUCAGAGGCACAUCUAUCUAGCAGUGCCCGGAUCUAGCAUGCAGAGCCCACGUGAUCACAAAAAACCACUGAAAUGUAAAAGUAAAAUGUUGUGUCAUGCCCUGCCUUAUUUUUAUAAUGAAACUACACAAUUGGCUGAAGGCUAUUACAAUGAAAUAAUUUGAAAGAAGUUGAAGAAAUAUUAAUCAAUAGAUAUUUAUGUUGUAUGACUGUCAUUUCAAACCUGUUUUAAAGAAGGCUGUUAUUGUAAUAGUAAAAGUAAUGAUAAUUCUGACGUAGCAGGACAAUCACAGGUGUAAAAGAUAUCAUAGGUAGCAUAUACUGUAUGUCUUACUGGGAAACUUGUUAAGAUUUAGAAAUGUUUGUGUUUCGAGUUACUUAUGCGGCACCUAAGGAACAAUAUCUACAUUUGUGAAUAUUGUUGUAUGGUCUUGAUUUAAAAAAAAACCUUGUUAGAUGUUCAGGUAAUUCUUAAUAUUACAGGUUUUGUUAUUUAUAGUUGGGAGGCAACUUACAAGAUCUUAAAAGAUGCUUAUAGACUUAUAAAAGAGUCUAUGUAAGUGUCAAUAAAAGCAUAAAUAACACUUUUGUUAUUGCUUAACAGACAUUUAAAAACUCUCAUUAGAAACUUGUUAACAGUUUUUUUGCCUGUCAUGAAAAUUAAUGAGAGGUUUAUUAAUACUAAAUAGACCUUAUAAGGGUUUAUUAUUGACUAAUAACUAUAUUUGUUAUUGACUUGUAACACACCCAUGGGGAACUUCUUACAAUAGAUAGCUUUUAAAAUUGAAUACAGUGUCCAUCAACAUGAACAUAGUUGUAUGAAUCUUAAUCAAAAUCAUAACUAACUUUAACAAAUGAAUAGUGAAGAUGACAGUUUGCAGGGGAAAUGUUAUAUUGUAUAACUUGAGUUUAUUGAAUUUGUAGGUAAAAUGGCCGCUCUUCAUCAUUUCCACCCUUAUAUAAAUCCUGCAAGAAUUAAAAACGAUGUCCUAGUUUUACAUUUUCAUCAUCAGCACAUAAAGAAUAAAACCAUAAAACUCUUGAAUUGAUGUUGUCUUUGUAAAAGAUAUUAUUUUCAAAAAUCUGAUUAACACUGCGCCCUUAUUUCUUAUAUUCCAUCAAAGCAGGAUAUGAAAGCUUGCAGCUCUUGAGGGUCUCAUGGUGGUGUUGUUUGUUUUUUUGUUUCAUACUCUGACUCGAGGUCACGUCCCAGAAGAUCUCUGCUUGCACUGGUAACCAAAUUUUUUGCAGCCUUCACACAAUCCAGUCAUGAUUCUCAUAUGGGAAAUGUAAAGAGUGGCAGAAAGUAAAAAUGCGCUGCUGACAGUACACUUUCCUCUCACCACAGGAGAUGCAUAAUGAACAGUUUUCGGCCAGGUGCGGAUGUCGGAGACUCAGGGAUGUGAAAUGUGUCGUUUAGGAAGGGAUGUUGAGAAAUCCUUUGUUCAAAAAUGCAGGAUGAGCCAAUGCAGAACCCUAGUUCAAACGUUUAAAUGAAUAAUAUAUAAACCCGAGGGGAUUGCUGGAGCCAGCACUGAUGGGGGUAGCUUAAUGGUGUUGGGGUAAAAGCGACUUUCUACCUCAGACUGUGUGCAUUCCCCCUCUUACCACAGCCUUCCUCCUGCUCCCACCGCUGCUUCAGACAGCUGCCUUCACAGCCUGCUUUGAGUUCUGCCCACACACGCUUAAUUCACUCGGUAGUGUUAAGUUGACUUUGCUAUAAACCCUCAGCAUCCAACUUCACACUGUAGCUUUCCAACGCAGCUGCUGUUCCUCUUCUGCCAAGUCGGUGUACCAAAGCAUUUUUGAUGUACUUUCAGCUUCUCAAAGUAAACGCUUCCCUGCACCUCUCAACAGCGUUAAACCUGCCCUUAAAUUAGUCCUCCUCAUCUGCUGUAUGAUUAUCAGAUGUUUCUUCAAAGUUGCACCUCUCUCUCUUUCAUGUUCAAAGCUAUUAUCACAUGUGGAGCAUGCUAGCUCCAGCUUCUUCUAAGUGUAGAUGAGGACCACAUUUACUGCUAAAUUGUUCGUAAAACUAGUUCCAGAAGAUUGCACAUUAAUUAUUCAGCUUUUAAAAAAUUGCAAGUGGGAGUUAAGAUAAGGAGAUUAAUACCGCUUUCAAAUUUCUCUGUUCGCAAGAGCCAGCAGGCUAAUUUAGCGUAAUGGCAAGAAACAGAAGGAAAAUAGCUUAAUUUUCCCUCUAAUAUAAAAAUUAAAUAGUUUCUAAUCUUGCUUUUACAAUCUGAAAGUAAUUGGGCACAGUUGUAACAGGAGCAUCCCAUCUUCAUCUUUGUGAGUGAAGCACUUUGUAGCACUCAGCGAGUCAAAGCAGCAGGAAAAUAAACUUCCCUUGAAGGUGGGGUAGGCAGGAUCUGAGGAAGUGACAGUAUUUGGGAGAAAUCUUGAAUGUAAACUCUACCCCUUAAAACCAGUUUUCCCCUCAGCUCCUCCUCUCCCCUCCCUCUCUGCUUCAACAAGCCCCGCCCACAAACAGACGCUCCUGCUCGCUCGUAUCGUUUCAAUUAAAUUCAGAUAUAAUGCAGAUGAAUACUUCAGAUAAUUACAAAUGGGGCCCAGUCAACGUGAAAGUAAAAAGCAUUGGUGCUACUGUAGAUGCCAACAGACUACCAGCAAACACAAUGUUUGCAGGACUUCUACAACUAGGAUGAAGUGACAUACCUCAGGACCCAAGGUCAACAGUUUAGCGGCGCUACAACACGCAGCAGGUUCCGUUUGACAGCAGAAAGGUUACGGUAAGAUCCUGAAGCAUCUCCUAUCGUUUUAGGUUGACCGGGCUUCUUAGCUCUUGUCCGGUCUACCUCCUUUUUAGGCGCCCGUUAUUCCGCCAGAGUCUCCGAUAUUUACUUUGUUUUCUUGCUUGUGUUGGCGGUCGUGGCCAAAGGAGGAUUCAGACAAUUUCCAUAAGGUUUCUACUAUCAAAUAUUGUAGCGCGUUAACUUUGUUUGGGCUCCUGAACGACACGGUGGAGCAGCGUCUGCCUCACAACCAAUCAGGUCGGGGAAGGCGGAGAAAGGCUUUUCUUUCAGUCAGACAGAGCGGACCGCUCAAAAAUUUUAAAAUGUUGACUACAUAGACAUAACAAAACACAGCGAUAUCGUGAUACUCCCAAAUGUCAUCAAUAAUUAAUAGAUACUGACUGAUAUUAAAAGCUUAUUUGUAAAUACACCACAAGAGAAGAUGCUUUUUUAAUGGAAUCCUGCCUACCUCACCUCUAAACAGGCAGACACCUCGAGCAGAACCAGAUUCACGUUGGACAGUCAUCUGCUGAGACUGCAUUUGGUUUAUUACAAGCUCAAAAUAAAGACUUGUCUGACUGUAACAAAUAAAAAGAACUGCAAAUGCAACACGCAAGUCUUCUUAUGAAUUUCUUUCAAAGACAGGGUUAUAAAUAAUAAACAGGAAAAUUGACAUAAUCAGGUUUGUACCAGAUUUCUCAUUCUGUGCAGAUUUAAUCUUAUUAUUCGGUGGCUUAAGCUUCAUGUUGUCCAGCACCACAUCUCCAGCAUCACAGGCUGGCAUUUUUCUGAGUGAAGCACUUUGUAGCACUCAGCGAGUCAUAGUGGCAAGAAAAAAACGUCCCUUAAACAGGCAGAAACCUCGAGCAGAACCAGAUUCAUAUUGGACAGUCAGCUGUCGAGACUGCAUUUGGUUUAUUACAAGCUGGAAAUAAAGACGAAUAUGACUGUAAUGAAUAAAAAGAACUGCAAAUGCAACAUGAAAUCUUAUGAAUUUCUUUCAAAGAGUAUUUCAAAGAUAGGGUUAUAAAUAAUAAACCAGAAAAUUUGACAUAAUCAGGUUUGUACCAAAUUUCAUCUUAUGUGCAGAUUUAAUCUUAUUAUUCGGUGGCUUAAACUUCAUGUUGUCCAGCACCGCUCUAAAGGAGAGGACCAAUAAUUCUCUCAUAUAUCUGAAGAAGUGGAGUUUCCCUCGCUCUAGUUUUUCAAUUGCUCCUCUGACCUUACUCCACUUGAGUGACAGUCUCUCCUCGCCUUUUUGCCUCCAUUUCCACCACAACCUUUUCUUGAGAGGGGACCCCACUUCCAAAGAUUACCCUAUGAUCAGUCCUCUGUGCUUUUUUAUAACUGCAGACUAGCCCCGCUGAACUGCUCGGCUUAAGUAUUCUCCUCAUAUAACACGGAAGGCAAUACUGUGGGCUGCUUCCUAACAUGCAGAAUGAGUCACAUGUGUCGAGUCAACGGUCCAAGCUGCGGGAAACCAGAACUGAAAAUCUGGUUGUCAUAUCUUUCCCAUAAACUCAUUAUAAAAGGAUCAAAUCUCUGAAAUCAGCCAGAAAUAGAAGCAGCAGCAGUGAUGACUGAGCUGCAGUGACUCAAUUUUGUGUUAUAUGAAACCAUCUCUUUUAGUAAAGAGCAAUCCAGCAAACAUAUAAAGAUCAGUGUUUAUCUUGAAUUAGGAAAGUAAUAGAUCUUUUCUUCUCCUUCUCUCACCAGGACACGGUUGAUGCAGAGCUUCAAAGAGUCACACUCGCAUGAAUCCCUGCUUUCUCCGAGCAGUGCUGCAGAAGCUUUGGACCUAGUUUUGGACGAGGACGCCAUAAUCAAACCUGUCCACUCCAGCAUUUUAGGACAAGAGUACUGCUUUGAGGUGCUCGUAGUUGACAGAAUUCAUCCUAACCUAUUAAUGGACAUAUUUAAGAAUGAAAUGUGUGCAUCUACUGGAAAAUAAAAGUUAACAUUUGGUUAGAGAAUCCACAGACACUUCCUCUUCUCUGAAUUAGACAAAUGAAGCUUCUUAGCGGUUUAUGGAGUUCAUGCUGGAAAGAUUAGCAGAGCGAUUAAAAAAUUAAUAGAGAGGGAUUUCGGAUCAUAUAAUCCUCUUUAGUCUUAUAUCCGGAAAUUCUUUGGUUGCGAUUUUAAAAUGUGAGAACAUGCUGUAUUCCUCCAACCUUUACAACUGUAAAUUAAGUUUGUUUAAUUCAGGGCAAAAAGGCGUUUUUUAAGAGCUUGUCUUGGGCGUUUAACUAAAAGAUUAAGACGAAUUAAACAGAUUUUUAUUAUUUUGAAAACUGUAAAACCAUUUCUAUCAAAAAGGACAGAUUUGAGAUGAACACGUUUAAUAAAAAUGAGAAGAAGUGACUGAAAGGUAGAGAAACAGGGUUUGACUUGGAUGUAUGAUGACAGGAAUAAAAGCAUGAAGGACUCCAAGCAGCGUGAACCCGACUGAGCUUCACUUUUCCUGCAGGUGACCACCAAUUCAGGGACAAAAUGUUUCGCCUGCCGCUCGGCCUCUGAAAGAGACAAGUGGAUUGAGAAUUUGCAGCGAGCCAUCAAACCGAACAAGGUAGACAUAAUAUUUAUUUUUCACUCUGCAGAAUUAUUUAGACACCCUGUGACCUCUUUGAUCACAAGAUCCAGGGUGUAAUGUUCAGAACCAACAUGAAUAAGGACUGUUAUAAUGCAGUAACAGGACUCCCCGUUUCGUUUCCAGGAUAACAGCAGACGGGUUGACAAUGUGCUCAAACUGUGGAUCAUCGAAGCUCGAGACCUACCGGCUAAGAAACGCUAUUAUUGUGAGCUGUGUUUGGAUGACAUGCUGUACGCACGCACCACCAGCAAACCCCGAACCGACACUGUCUUCUGGGGCGAGCAUUUUGAAUUUAACAAUUUGCCUACCAUUCGUAGCCUUCGUUUGCACCUCUACAAAGAAACGGACAAAAAGAGACGCAAGGUAAAGAAUUUAGUUUGUGUAAUAAUGUUCAGUGAUACGAUUAUUGACUAUUUUAGUUAUUAUUGUUAUUUAAAAAAUUUUAAUUAAUUUUUCAAAUGCAAAAACAAACACAUCCACAAAUAUCCAUAAAAGGGCACAACAUACAGACUUCAUACAUACUAAAGCUCCAAUGAUAAAAAGUGUUUUUUUUUUUACAUAGAUUUAGAGCAGGGGUGGGCAUUUAAUUUUUACAUGGGGCCACAUGAGAAACCUGAACUGUGUUGGAGGGCCGAACCAACAAUAACUUCAACCUCAAAUCAGGGGGGUUCACACAUACAGAAAAACAAGCCCGAAUAAGCAACUACUAGUUAAAAACAAGCCCAAAAAAUGAGUUUUACAAGCGACUUCUGAGAGAAACAAGCUUAAAGUCUUUUAUAAUAAGCGGACUUGGCAACUCUAAGGCAUCUACAUAUAUUUUGCUGAUGUUUAAACUCGUCUCUGUUUACAAAUGCAGAUCUAGGAUGUACACAAGUGUGUCCAAACGGAUAUAAAACAAUGGCUAGGUUUUAAAAAAUAAAAGCGACACACUUUUAUAGCAUGUUGAUGAUUUGAUUGACGGACCUCACGAAGGGCCGUAUGUGGCCCUCUGGCCGUCAAAUGCCCAGGUGUGAUUUAGAGGAAUCACAUAUUUAAGUUCCAGCAUCUCAAUCUUUUGACGGAUCCUCUGAUUAAGUACUUAAACUUCUCAAGCUUCAAAUGUGCCAUCACGUCUCCUACCCAUCGCCUGGCUGACUUCCAUUUAAAUAAAAUAAGGUGUCAAGCCAGUAAAGAGGAAAAAGCCGUAACUUCUGGCCUUAGACACCCCUAUCUGAUCAGAGACCACACCAAAAUUAGCUGUUUCUGGGUCAGGGCUGAACUCCUUGCCACAGAUAUAAGAGAACGUCUCAAAUACAGAGGACCAAAAUGUUAUUAAUUUUGGACAUGACAUCGAGAACAAGUUGGGUCAACAUCUGGAUAUAUCCCGGCAAGCCUACUCCUAGAAAGGUGAAGCCUAGACUAUUUUAAUUUUUGAACAUUUCUUUUGUUGACGCAGGAGAAAAGCACAUAUCUUGGCCUCGUCAGCAUCCCCAUCUCCAGCAUCACGGGCCGGCAGUUUGUCGAGCAGUGGUAUCCGGUGAUCCAGUCCAGUGUGUUGGCCAAAAGCGGCGGUGUUGGAAGCGCCAAAGUGAUCAACGCCUCACUCCGCGUUAAGUCACGCUACCAGACAAUGAAUAUCCUCCCGAUGGAGCUGUACAAGGAGUUUGCGGAGUACAUUACCAACAACUACAGAACACUGUGUGCAGUUCUUGAGCCGCUGCUGAGUGUGAAAAGCAAAGAGGAGGUGGCGUUUGCUCUGGUGCACAUUCUGCAAAGCACAGGGAAGACAAAGGUUAACAAGGCGUCAAAUGUGUUCCCAUAAAGAAAUGCUAUCUUCCAUCUGUCAGCUCUCUGUAUGCUUCUAGCCUGAACUGUAAACAUAAUCUCUUCUCAGGAGUUCCUGUCAGACAUGGCGAUGUGCGAGGUGGAUCGAUUCAUGGACCGUGAGCACUUGAUCUUUCGGGAGAACACGCUGGCUACAAAGGCCGUGGAAGAGUACCUCAAACUGAUAGGUCACAGAUACCUCAAGGAUGCUAUAGGUGAGGCUGCUGCAGAUGAAUCCGAGAGCACAACUCCAUCUGCUUGGAUGAAAACCUCGCCUGAAGCUUAAAUGAGAUCAGAUACUUGAAUGAAGUGUUGUCAGGGGAGGAUAAAUUCCAGCACUGUUAACUGUUGAAUUGUUUGAUCUUUUUGACAUUUUUGAAAUUGGCUGAAAUUCAUAUUGAUGCCGUUUAAUGGUAUUUAAAAGCAUCAAAGGGCAUCAGCGGUUGACCAACUGAUGCGAGGGGGUAUGUGUAAAUCAACCAGCUUUAGAAACAUCCUUGUUUUUACACAUAAAAUAUCCACAAUGAUACUUUUUAGCGUCAAAGACCAGCAGGAUGAGAUUUUAUUUUGUCAAAAGACUCUUCUGAAGUAAAAGUCAAGAUAAGCAGACUGCUUUGUCCACAGAGGGAUGCAAAAAUUGGCACAAACCAAAAGUAAAACAAUAAAAAAACAACCAGCAGAAUGUCAUUUGAAGUUUUUUUGUUGAUGCACAUAGUCCUUUGUAACCCACCAGGAAAAGAAAGAACAACCUUUAACUUUAACUAUCGUGUGUUUUUAUUUUUGAGGGUUUUAUUCGACCAUUUUUCCAAAAAGUUUUUGUUUUCUAAGAAGUUGGGACUUCAAAUUUGAGCUUAAAUCGACUUUUUUUUAUACAUCGGGAUGAUCAUUUUAUUUUUUUUAGUUUAAUUUCUUUCUCUCUCCCUAAUUUUUUUAAAAUAUGAAUUUAUUUCUGAUUGCCUUGAGUGGUACAGUAAAUGCACUUUUUUUUGUUGUUCUUGUUGAAACAUGAUUUGAAAGACUGAGUGAACGUUUUUGUUAUUUUCAAACUGCAGGUGACUUUGUUCGAGCUUUAUAUGAAUCUGAGGAAAACUGUGAGGUGGAUCCAAUGCGAGUCCCUCCAUCAGUUCUCGCUGACCAUCAAGCCAACCUUCGCAUGUGUUGUGAGCUUUUACUCUGCAAGAUUAUCAACUCCCUCUGGUGGGUUUUCUCUUAUUUCUCCCAUAACUUAUAAUAAUAUGUUGGUUCUUUGUUUGUAUAUAAAAUAUUUCUUCCUAUCUGGUGUCUACUUUGGUCCAUGUCAGUCACUUUAAUCCAACAUCUCACAUUUCCUAAAGACAGUACAGAUCUUCUUUGUGCUGUAGUAAUGUUUCCUUUAUUCAUGAGGGCUUUGGAUACGCUGCUGUCGUUUUAUUUUGCUGCUCUUUUUUUAAGCGUGUAACAAAAUAUUCUUAUUUCAGCAUAUUUCCUCGGGAGCUGAAGGAGGUCUUCGCCUCAUGGAGAGCCAGAUGUGCUGAGCGUGGCAGAGAGGAUCUGGCCGACAGCCUCAUCAGCUCCUCCCUUUUUCUCCGCUUCAUGUGCCCGGCCAUCAUGUCGCCCUCCCUGUUCAACUUAAUGCAGGAGUACCCAGCUGAACGCACGUCCCGCACACUCACUCUGAUCGCCAAGGUGAUGCAGAACCUGGCCAGCUUCAGCAAGUGAGUCUCUGCCCGCGCCCGUCCUCCCACACUGUGUCACAAUAACAUGAGUUACUUAAUUUUGAGAUGUCUGAAUGUUAGAUGACAUCCUGAACAUCCAGUUAGGUGGGCUGAAUGUCUCAAAGUAUUAUCACAAGGCUCUCAACUGUGCCUUAUUGGUUUCUAUCUUCACAAUGUGCAUUUUUUAUAUAUAUUUAAGCGUUUAAGAUAAAAUAAGAUAAGAUAAGAUGUUGCUUUGAUAGUCCCAUGGGGGGGAAAAUUCCAAAUUUACAGCAGCAUAUUACAGACACAAAAAGAGAAAAUUAAAGGAUAAAGAAACUUUGAGUUAAAAAAGAUAUGUACAUGAGUCAUAUUUACGUGUGUACAGAGUAUAAAUAAUAAUUUUAUUUUUUAUUUAAUUUUUUACUGAAGUGAAAAGGCAUUUUUUAACUGGAAAAAAAUGUAUUCGUAUUGCAGUUUCUCUAGUUUUCUUAUCAUUUAAAACAGUUUUACAUUACGUGUCGUAUUCCCCCUGACAUUAGGAACAUUGACUCACUCUCCAUCUUCUAAUCUCGUCUCAAAACUGCAUUUUUUAUUGAUUUUACUAUUCUACUGAUGUGUCUUUUAAUUGCCCUGUAAGGUGUCCUUGAGUGCCCUGAAAGGCACCCACAAAUAAAAUGUAUUAUUAUUUUACGAUUAUUAUUUAUUCAGGUUAGGCAUUCUUCCCAAAGACAUUUUGGUAUUCGGGUCUAGGGGUCUAACCUCCUGAUAGAGAGAUGACUGACUCCACUUCUGAGCUACAGCCUCCCCUGUUAAUUCAAAGACCUUGUAACUUGUCAUAUGACAGUCCUCAAAUGAAACAUAUGGUUCAAAAUGACUAGGAAAAAUGGUUAGUAAGUUUUAUUUACAUUCAUUAAAUUUAUUUACAGUCUAAAUUCCCUAAAAGUUUGGGUGCUUUUUAAAAUGUUAAUAACAUGAAUUUAAUGUCAAAUCAUUUAAAACUUUAUAUGAUUGAAAAUAAAGCAGAGAAAACACAUCACUUGUUGAAAGUAAAAGGUCUUAUUGUUUUGGACUGAGUAAGGAAUCUCAUUUUCUUUCAACAACACUUGACUGAGUGUCUUUCUUAUCAAUCACCUGCCUAUGUUAAAUACUUGAUUCUGAUUGGUCCAAACCCUUUUGACAAUGGGCGACAAUAGAUGUUAUUGUAAACAUUACAUUCAGCAACUUAUUUUAUUAUUAUUUUUUCUGAACUGCAGCCGUGGUUACUCUUAGUGCCGGUCACCACAGCCUCAAGGUCAACAGAGUUAUUUACAGAACACAGACUGAAAGAGCUUUUGUGUGUUUUUUUUCCUGCCGUGGUUCAUAAUGCGCAAUAAAUAACCCCGUUGAAAGGAAAUAUCCACUUUAGAACAACUGCAACAAGCACUGACAGAAUUAGCAGAGCACAGCUUGUACCACUCUGUCCCCAAGGGAUGCUGGGAUUGCUUCUUUGAAAUAUCAAAAGUUAGUUAUAGGUUUUCUGAUGCCUUUGAUGGUAAUUUAUUAAAGGAGUGGGUCAUAUUUUGAAAAAAGACAACUCUGGAGGCCCCACAGUCAUCAACAUAGAUGUUUAUUAACUCAAGGUCCUCUUCAGUUUUCUUGUUUUAUCUGCUCACGAUAAGCAAGGGCAGAAAAUCAUUUAAAGUCAUAUUGUGGUGAAGGUUCUUUUUUAUCAUAAAUUUCAGCUUUCGUGAUCAAUUAUGAGAAAGCUAAAUAAAAGCUAAAGUCAAGCUAGAGUCAUGACCACCAGGAAAUGAUCAAUGGAAACCUGGGGGACAUUUAAAGUGGGAAAUAAAAACACAAAGACACGCACUGGCUGAAUAUUUUUAUCUCACAGUCACAGUAAAAGAGACUCAAGCUCCCGUCAUCUUCUUCUCUGCCUGUAUAGACUGUAUUUGUCAUCCCCUGUUAUCUUUUCCGAACAGAUUCGGACCAAAGGAGGAGUAUAUGUAUUUCAUGAACGAGUUCCUGGAGAUGGAGUGGGGCUCCAUGCAGCAGUUCCUGUAUGAGAUUUCCAACAUGGACACUGGAGGAAACGCGGGAGGAUUUGAGGGCUACAUCGACCUUGGCAGAGAACUGUCGAUGCUGCACAGCUUACUGUGGGAGGUCAUGGGUCAGCUUAGCAAGGUGGGUAAGAAAUAAAAUAAAAUAGAAAUGGUGGAUUGAAGACUACUUGCACUCUCUCUCUGGUACUGGAGUGUAGAGAGUUGGAAAUGAGUCUCUACAGCUCUCCAUCAGUCAGACGUAGGAUCAAGGUUGUUGAAAUCCAUCAAAUCUCUGCUGGAAUUGAACCUUUAUGUUAACUCCAGCGCUUACAGGGUUAAUUCAUCAGACCUGCUGUGGUCAUGAUAGAUUUCAAGCUCAGACUUAUCUUGUUUUCUCUGAUUGAAAUACUUCUAACGUAGUGUUCUCUUGUAUUGUUUUACUAUCCUUUGAGGCAUUUUUCUGUGUUUGUUGAAUUAAUAACUAAAUGAAUCUAAUUUUUGUAUUAAGUGUCUGACCCUGAGGUUAUGAAACAUUAACUGCAUUGUGAUUUGGCAAAAAAUAGUUCAUGAAAGUGAAAGCUAUCCAGUUUCUUCUCUUCAAACACAAACUAUAAUCUAAGAUUUGGUUAUCAGGUAAUACAGAUUACCAAUCCCGUACCGUGAUCUCCUCAUAAAGAGAUGGAAUAUAUAAAGUUGACAAAUGUAUCAAACUUUUUCCAUUAAAUGCCUUAAAAUGACGUACUGAUGCAUUUAAAGCUGUAAUGGUCAGCUGUAAUUUCAAGUUCUUAUCCAGCUGAUGUCUUCACAAUUCAAUAAUGUGAAAAAAAUGAGUGUGAAUCGGCAACAUAUAGCCAAUCUUCUCAAUAAGGUCAGCUGUGAUACCUAGAGACUGGAUCAGAUUAGCCCUCGUCCCUGUCAUAAUGAUGAUAAUGAGUUCAGUAAUCACCCGGACCAUGGCAGAGUCUGUGUGAGAGUUAUUAUUCCCUUUGUCCUCCUGUAAAGUCUCAAACAACAGAGGAAAGGUCAUUAGCAGAAGAGGUGAGCACUUUUACCUCCUAGAAUAGAAUAGAAUAGUCCUUUAUUGUCAUUGUAACCAGUACAACGAAAUUAAAAAAGUGCCAGACAGUCAGUGCAUCAUUAAAAACAAAUACGGUAAUAAAUAGCAGUUCUAAAUAAAUAAAUAAGUUCCGAAUAAAUAAAGUAAAUGAGUAAAUAGGUAUUCAGUCACUUCCUUAAGGCAUUGAGGGUAGUUAUUGCUGACGGAAAAAAACUGUUUUUAAGUCUGUUCGUUCUGGAUCUGAUUGUCCUAUAGCGUCUGCCUGACGGCAAAAGUUCAAACAGGAGGUGACCAGGAUGGGAGGUGUCUUUGAUAAUGUUCUGGGCUUUUUUAGCACAGCGAGCGCCAUGAAGGUCGUCCAGUGAGGGAAGGGGGCAACCGACAAUCCUCUGGGCUGUGUUGACGACCUGCUGGAGAGCCUUUCUCUGGGCCACAGUGCAGCUGUUAAACCAUACACAAAUGCAAUAUGUAAGAAUGGCUUCGAUGGAACACCUGUAAAAGGACACCAACAGUCUCUGUGUGAUGUUAUUUUUCCUGAGGACCCUCAGGAAGUGGAGACGCUGUUGGGCUUUUUUAAUCACCUGUGUGGUGUUUACAGUCCAGGUCAGGCCCUCCUCAAUCUGAACACCCAGAAACCGGAAGUCUGACACCUGCUCCACACAAUCCCUGCCGAUGAUGAGUGGUGUGAUGUCAGUCUUUAUCCUCCUGUAGUCAAUCACCAGCUCCUUCGUUUUUGCUGUGUUGAGCUGGAGGUUAUUCUCCCCACACCAUGCUGCCAGAUGUUCAACCUUGUUCCUGUACGCAGACUCGUCUGCCCCAGAGAUGAGCCCCACCACCGUGGUGUCGUCUGCAAAUUUGACAAAGGUGUUGUUGUGAUGUGUGGGGACGCAGUCGUGUGUGUAAAGGGUGAACAACAGGGGACUCAGCACGCAGCCCUGUGGCGAACCGGUGCUGAGGCUGAGGGCCGUUGAUGUGUGAUGGCCCACUCUCACCCUCUGGGUGCGACAGGUGAGGAAGCUGUUGAUCCAUAUGCAGGUGGGGUGAGGAAUGCCUAGAUUGACCAGUUUGUUCAGCAGUUUGUGAGGAAGUAUGGUGUUAAAAGCAGAGCUAUAGUCCACAAAGAGCAUCCGUACGUAGCUCCCCUGCUGCUCCAGGUGGGACAGUGCAGCAUGGAGGGCUGAGGCAAUGGCGUCUUCUGUGGAUCUAUUUGCCCUGUAUGCAAACUGGUGAGGGUCAAGGCUUUUUGGCAGGUGUGAUGUGAUGUGACCCCGGACCAGCUUUUCAAAGCAUUUCAUCACCACCGGGGUGAGAGCGACUGGCCGGUAGUCGUUGAGGCUGGAGAUAUGAGGUUUCUUGGGCAGGGGGACGAUGAUGGAGGACUUCAGGCAUGGUGGAACACUAGACUCGGCCAAGGACUGGUUGAAAAUCCUUGUGAAGACUCCGGCGAGCUGUUCCGCACAGUCCCUUAACACACGCCCGGGCACUCCAUCAGGCCCAGCAGCCUUCCUUGGGUCCACGGCGCGCAGGGUACGUCUCACCUCAUGUUCUGUGAGGGUGAAGUUGCUGUGUACCAUGGGGUGUGGUGUGGCUGCCUUGGGUGGUUCCACCUCGAAACGUGCAAAGAAGGUGUUUAGCUCCUCUGCCAGCGAGGCCUCACCCUCAGCUGCUCCCAAGGUGGAUUUGUAAUUGGUGAGCUGCUGGACUCCCUGCCACACCUGCCUGCUGUUGUUACUUUCCAGGUGUGCCUCAAUCCUCCUCCGGUAGUCCGACUUGGCCCCUUUGACGCCUCUCUUCAGGUCAGCCCGGGCCGCAGAGUAGAGGACCUGGUCACCAGACCUGAAGGCGGUAUUCCUCUCCCUCAGUAGCUGCUGGACUUCCCGGGUCAUCCAGGGCUUCUGGUUGGGGUAGAUCCGGAUCUGUUUUUCCACAGUAACAGUGGCUAUGCAGUGUUGUAUGUAUCCAAGUACACUGCCUGUAAAGAUCUCCAGAUCGUGAUGUAAAAACACCUCCCAGUUCGUCCUGUCGAGGCAGUCCUGCAGCUGUUGAGAGGCUCCAUCAGGCCAAGUUGUUACCGUUUUUGUGAUGGUGGGUGUACUUUUCCUGAGGGGGGCAUAUGCGGGUAUUAGCAGCAGAGACAAAUGGUCGGACUGGCCCAGGUGAGGUAGUGGUUUGGCCCUGUAGCCAAGCUUGAUGUUAGAGUAGACCUUGUCAAGAGUCUUAUCUCCACGGGUUGUGCAUUUGACAUGUUGGUAGAAUUUAGGGAGAACUGUUUUCAAAUCGGCAUGGUUGAAGUCCCCUGCUACGAUGUGUACAGCGUCAGGAUAUUUACUCUCCUGGGAGCCAAUGCUACUAUGUGUGUUGUUCUCUAGCUCCAGUUUGAGGGAUGACUAAAACGAUGUGAUUCUUGUUGGAUUCCCGUUUUUUGUAGGAUGCUAUUCUCAAACUCGGACCCCUACCACGCCUGCUGAAUGACAUCAGCGUCGCCCUGAGGAACCCUCAGCUCCACAUGCCCACGAAUCACCAGCCUGACCGACCAAAGGACAGACUCUUCUCACGACCAUCGUUCAAUCGUCUCAUGUCCUCGGACUUCCAAAGCCUUAUGAUGCGCGACUUAAACAGGUAACCAACAUGGUUUCAUUAAAGGCACUAUAAGGAGUUUUUAACUGGUGGAGGAGCAGAUUGAGAUUGAUACCGAUGCCUUCUUUUGACCUAAAAACCCAAACAAGACUAUCAGCAAGAAGUCUGGUAGUUUCAUUGUUGUAAUUUUUAUGAUUAUAAACGCUGUUAGAGGGUCGAUGUCAGACUAAAUGAUUGACAGUAGGCUGAAGAAACAGCCUUUACUGACUUAUUACACCGCAAAUACUGUCAGGGAGUGAUACGUUUCAUUUUCAAAGGACAAUAGAGUCACACUUGGUACAAACAGAGGACAAAAAUGCACAACUCUUGACACCAGUAACUGUGUUGUGCCAAAAAUCAGGCAAAGUCAGUGAGCGGAAACAGGUCCAAAACUAAAGAAACAGGUCAUACAUGAAGAAUAGUAACACUAGAAAAGGCUGUGAUGAAACUCACACUGGUAAGAGACAAACUGGCACAGAAGGAAAGAAACAAGGAGAUUGAAUACUCGAGGUGAGAGGAGAAACGCAUUAGAGAGGUGCAGGUAAUCACAGACUGGCAACAGAAGGUGGAGGAUCUGAAACAAGACAGAGAGGUGACUAUUAAAAUAAAACAAGAAACACAUGAAACAUAUUGAUAACAAAACCUAACUAUGGGGAAUGUGAUAAAUAGGAUGAGAUUUUUGUCUAAAAAUUUUUGGCUGUGUCCGAAAUGGAUCCCUAACCCCUAUAUAGGCGACUGUAUGGUGGUUAGCGCCAUUUUUAGGGGUGUCCGAAACCUGAGCGAUCAAUUCCAAUGCCCCAUAUAGGCGACUCAAAACUUCCCAUAGAGCAUUGCAAAAUGUAGUGACCAUCCAAUGGUCCCUCACCGGUGGUGGGAAUCCCGUUAUGCAUUGCAUGGUGCAUCAUGAUGCAUCAUGCAAGCAAGAAGAGACAGAACCCGAGCUCUAUUUGCCAUUUUCAGCGUAAGUUUUUUAUCUUCCCUCGGAAGCGAUCUGUACAGUUUUCGAAAAAUAAUUGUUCGCUGCGUCAUAUAGUCUCAUGCACAAUAUGACGCAGCAAACAAUAUUCAGCACGAAAAUGGCCUUUUAAAUAAAUUAUUAAAUUAUAGUUUUUUUUAUUAUUAUUUUUUUUUAGGAACAUCCUGGUAAAACAAAUACAUCUAUACAACAUCAUAAAAUUCAAGAGACGUGAAAACAACAGCCUCAACUUCAGACGCGGCAGUAUGACCAGUGACAUCACAACGGUGCGCCAUGUAGUGUCCGAAACCUCCCGUGAUUGAGCCCACUACAUAGUCAGCUAUAUAGUGAAACCCCACAUGGGGGUUAGGGGUUAGGGAUUGAGUGAUUCAUUUCAGACACAGCCUUUGUCACUUCAACAUGUAGGUAAAUACUGGCAGCAGGCAUCUAUUUGUCCACUGGGGGCACCAGUAUCAACACAUAUCAAAAGUCCCUUACUGUAGCUUUAACUUUAUACUUUUUGUUGUUGUUGCUUUUAUACAUUAAUUAUGUCUUCUGAAGGCUAAAGCUUGACCUUUAAUUUUGACACAAACAUAAUCAGAAGAAUAUUUUAGUAUCCUCUCAUGAGAUGUUUUAAGAUAUCAAGAAUACACAGUAAGUGUACUCAGUAGCUUGAAACAAAGCACUGGUGUAUUUCUACCCUUAAAUGCUUAUUCUAAUGCACCUCUUCAGGCUUUUUAAGUAUUUUAUCAAUCAGUAAUUGCCAGCACCAUCUGUUCCCAGACUCCCUUACCCAAACGUCUCUCCUUUGUGUUUUAAUCCAUUACCACUCUGCUAAUGUCAAAACACAAGAGAUUCUCUUAUUACCACCUAAUAGUCUAAACAAGACCUCUUUAAAAAGAACGAAAACAGGUAUUGUCAGAGGCCUUCACUGCUGCUAUUUUUGUGUUUACUUCUAUAAGACCCUCAUACUAAGUGUGAGUCUGUUUGUAUCAAAACCUGCUGCAGUGUUUGUAUUUGACAGAGAGAUAUCCAAAUUCCUCUGCAGGUUGGUGUAAGAGAUGCUGCAGAUCAAACAGUCCAAGGUUCAAACCUAAAACACAGCUUUCUUUACCCAUAGUUCAAAGCCCAGAGGUAUGAGGCUAAGAGUUACUGACAGGAUGAAGUCAGGUUCCCCCUUUUUUUUUAUUAUGCAACAAUUACGUAAUAAAGUGAGUUUAGUCCUUGAAGGAAAUGUUAAAGACAGGUACAAAGGGUUGAAAACUUUUGGAUGAGAGUAAAAGUGGUUCUUUGGUUUGAUGAAUGCUUUGUUUUGAAGAGAGAAAAGAGAAAAGCGAAACGUUUUUUUGUGAAAAUUUUAAUUUAUUUUUAUCUUUUGAUGUUCAGUCCUCCAUGAAUCAUCCCCUUGUAGAGGAGUAUGUGUAUCCUUGUUAACCUGGGAGCAGUAUUGUUGGUGACACAAGGAAUUUACACAUUUGGUUGACUCAAUAAUGAAUAAUGUCGCUCUUCUAGCCGGCACUGGGAAUACUAGUUGGUUGCAGUAGCUCAGCCACCUACCACUGGCUGGGGCAGUAGCUUCAAUUAAUGGUUAAUGCUAUGAUAGUUAAAUACUCCACCAUCUGGAUGUAAACAAACACAGAUAUCGGAUGUCUAAAAGACGCUCUUUGGGAGGAAUAACAUGGAUUCGAAUCUGGCUAUGGCGCCUUUGACUGCUUGGAGUUUGUCCCUUUUGGUCUACAUAUUUUUUGUUGACAUUAAAAAAGCCUACAGGUGUGUCCCCAGGGUGGUCAUGUGGGGUACUUGCACCAUACCAAAGCCAGAGCUAAGUCUGCAUCCAGGGUACAAAGUCAGGCACCUUCCUCGUGUUAGUCCCUGAUUAUGUUUGGGAUCUUCAUAUUCAAGAUCUCUCAGAGCAGGGUACUGAUGUUUUUCUGUGAUUUUUUCAUUGCUUUGAAAUUCUGCUGUAUCACUUCUAGUCUCUAAAUAAAGUCAUCUUUUUAUUUAACUGUAUCCCACGGGGGGCAAAUGGAAAGUAAUGAAGUCCAGAUGACGAAUGUUUUUCUUCUGUGUGCCACAUCAUCUCUUCCCACAGACAGUUUAUCUUAAACCCAGCAGUCUAUCAAGUAGUCAAAAGCUCACAACACAUCAAAAUUUACAGACUGUGUCCUUCUGUAUGUACACAGCCAGCUUCACCACUCACUCAGCUUUCUGAAUUAUCCAACUUAUCUUAUUUUUUUAACCUUUUUUAUCUAGAAAAACUGCACUUUCUUCUCAGACUGAUAAAAACACAAAUGAUGAUAGACUUUUAUCGCUCACUGUUCUUACACCAACUACAAGAUGCUAGCAUGUAUUCAAACCAUAUGGUUGUAUUUUGGCCUCUUCUCUUAUUAGCACCAUGAAUUAUGCAAACAAGAAGUUAAAAUGGGAUAAUCUCACACAGGAGUUGGCAACAAAAGACUGGAAACAACAGGUUAGCUGUUGAUCACAAUGUCCUCUGACGGAGCUUUGUGAGGGACCUUGGAGAUGUCUUAUUCCUCUCUUUGUCUCCAAUCCUUUCUCUACUGUCUUGAAGGCCAAAUUUCUUGUCUCUGCUCACAUUAUUUCCAUCUCAAGAUGUUGGGGUGAGAUUAAAUAUCUCUUUCUGCUGUGUAUUCAUAGUUCAAUAGACAUCUCUCGCCUCCCAUCCCCAACCACCGGAGUCUCAGCUGUGGAGUCCCUCUCCUCCAACCUGAACAUGAGGCGUCAUGCAGAACGGGAUCUCCGCUCGUCGAGGGAAGUUUUCUAUGUGACUCGCCCGCCGCUGGCUCGAUCCAGUCCUGCUUACUGCACGAGCAGCUCUGACAUCACCGAACCUGAUCCAAAGGUAAAACAUGAAAAAGUCACAUAAGAAAUAAAUUUUAUUCAGGUAUGAGUAUAGACUGUCUAUAGAAUGGACAGAGUCUGCCUCCUCGUUGGGUGAAGCCACUAUGAGAACAGCACCCUCUGGUGACAGGCUGCAGUAUAAGUCAUGAAUCCUGACUCCUCCAGCCAUCCUUAUGGGGCUGUGGACAAACUUUAGAAAUUUAUUACACAGAAUAUAAAAUUUUCUCCCCCCUGCUUGCGAUGUUGACAUGUAGUUAUUGUAAGACUGGUUUGUGCUCAAGUCCUCUUUCUUCUGUGCAGCUCCAUUUUUAAAAGUUAUAAGGGGGUUCAUGUUUUUUAUGAUUGACACUUGAUACAGCCUAUUGGCAUACGAAAAUUGCGUAGGGGGCGAUUUUUUUUUUGCAGGAUAGUAGGGGAAAGUCCCGCCUUCUUUGUCUCUGAUUGGCUAGAAAAGCUGGAAACGUCAUCACACGCUCAAGCCAAAAGCGGGCUGUUGGCUCUGUACAUCGAACAGAACAUUAUCGCACUUCUGAAUCUCCUAACCCUAACACUAACCCUCAUCCUAAUCCUAACCCUUACCCCAACUCUAACCUGACAUAUGAUGACGUUUCACAGCCAUUAGUAAGAACCAAUCGGAGCCUAGCACUUCUCGCCAAUCAGAGGCGAAGGAGGGCGGGACCUUCCCCUACCACUCUACAAAUAAAAAUUUCGAAUUCGCUGUUUGAGCCGAGCAUCAUCACAGCGACUCUCGGCAGCUCUCCUGCCGAAUGCGUACAACGCUACUGUGCAACACUACUGGUUUCAGGACGUGGAGAAAAAAACGGAAAUACUGAGAGCUUUACGGCUUCAAAUCUGUAUACUGGUGGAAGGCAGAACCAAGUUGUCCAUAGUUUAAACAGUCUAUGGGUUUUAGUUUGACAUUAGAUACAUUGUCUUAGUUUGGACCAUUUUGAAUUGAUAAGGUUUAAAAUGACUUGCAAACCAUCUAAAUCUGUUUUGGGGAAAUCGGGGUUGUGAUUUAAACUGCAACAAAUCUUUUUGUCGUCUCUCUUAGGUCCAUAGUGUGAACAAAAGUGUGUCAAUGAUGGACCUUCAGGACUCGCGUAUGAACAGCAUCUCCAACCUGAACUCUGUCGGGGACAUGCUCAACUCCUCUCAGGCAUCCAUCGCUGGCCUUGCCCACAGUUUUGGUAACCUCAGCGGCCCUCUCCGUAUGGGGAGCUCUGGUUUGAGGCUGAGCCAGAUGGGCCACGUAGGGGGGCCCACUGAAUCCAUCUCUCAACAGCAGCAGCAGGCGGCAGCAGCCAUGAAUUUCCCGCUGUCUUUCCAGAACCCGCUAUUCCAUCUGGCUGCGCAGAACUCCCCGGCUCAGUCCCAGCCUCAUCCCCCUCCUCUCCUUCUUGCCCCUGAACCUGAGAAUGGUCACCACGACUACCAACCGGCAUUUGGCAACAAUGCUUUCUCCCGCAGCGAGGACUUGUCCGGUCUGCGGUCGCAGAGCAGUCUGGUGCAGCCCAGCAUUGUUCACUCACACAGUUACAGCGAUGAUUUCACCCGACAGAACCAGAACAACGACUACGCCUGGCACCAGCUGUCACUGCAGGUGCAGGUAGGAAGCUCUGUCUUAUGUCGGCAUUUAGAAAUCACAGAGACAGAUUUUUUCGACUAAAGGACCUUUUCUGUGCUGAGAAGGUUUACGGUUUUAUAUCAGAUGUACAUUUAAUUUAGGAAACAACAUCUGUGCUUAAAACUGCUUUGUCACCAUGUACCAGAACAGGUGACUUCUGGCUGAAAAAGAAAGCUCAAUUGUUGGUACCUGUGAUCAUAUUUAGUGAUGCAGCUCCUCUCUUUUAAGAAACCUGUGCAGUUUUGUCAUUUCACAGUCCAAGAGCUAAAUUUAACACUCAUAAUGUAUUUCAAACUUCAAUCAGUGAUUAAAAAACAUUUCUUUGCUGGAAACUUUUAAAGGGGCGUGUCCAAUAAACCAUCUUUAAGUUUAUAUCUCAAGCUUAAAACAAACCUGAUAACAUAAUUUUUAUAAGUCUGAUAUUUUUGUAUUACUUAGUUUGAUUUCAAAAGGCAGACAGGGUGAUUGCCAGGCGAAUUAAGAUUCAUCUGCUCUGUGAUGAAUAAUUUCUAAAGACCUUAACACGGCUGCUUGUGAUUAUCCUCAGUCUGGUUUUUGUCAUCAGCUUCAACUGCUAGUUGUGAUGUGAAUUUAUAAUCUGCAUCCUCACUGCAGAAACUUUCCACAGAAACCCUUAAAUCUGAGCUCAGAGGAUAUAAUUUUAGCCCCUUAUGGUGAAACUACUUUCCAAUAUACCAAAAAAACAUUCUUGGUUUGGCACAUUUCUAGAGAGCAGCGGCUGCAUUUUAAUUCAGCAUUAGAAUCCGCAGGGACUGAGGAUGCAAUAGAUCACAGAUCUCAUGAUUCGGUUUGGAUCACACUUUUGUAUCAGGGGUUGCAUCACUGUUCCUACAUAUAACUUCUCUCCUUCUUGUUAAGCCACGUCUGUCUCCAUGCAUCUCAAUAAUGUGUCACCUCAGUUUUAUUCCCUACAUGGCAACAACUCUGAUUAUUACAAGCAUGCUAUCAAACCUAGCAACUCACAGCAGGCUAGCAGCACCGCUUAAUAACAACUUUCUUCUCUCUUUGUGUCAUAAUCAUAUGUCAACAGAAAACAGUAGUGUACUUUAAAGUAAAUUAACCUUUAAGGGCGCUGAUAUGAUUGAAAUGAUUGCUCAAUUUACAAGUCAAGCCAACAAGUGACCAGGAGUGAGGCAUGUCAAGCUCCUGAUGCUUGCCUCAUGAAACUGUGAACGCCACACACAUUUUAUAUUAUUUGUUCAGAACUGUUGCAAAAGUCAUGUGUCAACAGAGAGUCCUCAGCUGUAACUAAUGACUGGAGCGAACGUUUUAGCUCUUGAUGGUAAAACACUUCAUCAGUAACUAUGUUUGCAUUUAUGUUCUGAAAUUGAGCUACAUACUUACAGACUGUACACAGUCACUGUGUUUGCAUUUGUGGAUCUGUUUAAGAUCUGUGUACACAUUAUGGACGCGUGUACAGAUCUGUGCUCAUAUCUGUGGAUCUGGUUACACAUUUACACACUCUGCUUCCUCAAGCUCCAAAAUAAGGUUCAUCAGAAUCAAGCCUUUUUUUUUUCUUCUCUGAUGUUAUAGAUUAAAUUUUGGAUUAUUCAUUCUUAACGCAAGAUAAAGUGAAGCUGAGCUCUUAUUGUUGUUUUCCUAUUAAAUCCACUUGAUUAGAUUUAGCAAAAUGUUUUUUACUUAAAAAUUUUUGUCUUGAAUUUCAUUUUUAUUUUUUACAUACUGAUCAUUAAGCAGGACGACAAAGCGUCCACUAACCUUUUUGAGGACAUUUUUGUUUUUAAGUGGUCUUGUUAUUUUAAGGAUUUCAUGUUUUCAUCCUUUCCUCCUGUCUCCAAAAACUCUACGUUAGAUCUUUGCCCUUUUUGAGCUUCGUAGUGCUUGGUGAAACCAGAGACAGUUCAGGAAAAGACAAAGUUCACCUCUCUCUGUGUUUUUUUUUUCUGGAGUAAAACAUUUUCCUUAACUCUACCACCAGGGGGCACAUCCGUUUUUCUAUGAUACCUGUCUGGUAAAUCAUUUCAUUCCUCACAAAAUCAUCAUUAUUUAUUUAUCUUAGCAAUUUCCUCUUUACUCUCAUUUUUCUUAGGAGUCCCUCCAGCAGCAGCAUCUGAUGGGGGUCAUUUCUCAGACACCCACUGGCACGGGCACUCCCGCCUCUUUGGCCACACCACCCACCACGGUUCAUCCUGUCCGCCAGUCCUCCAUCGCUCCAGGACAACACCUCAAGUCACAGCGCUCCAUCAACAACUCGGCCACGGCCACGCCUCCGAAGGUCCGCCCGCAGAGCAGGAACCUCCUCCUGGACUCCUCUGACACCAACUUCAGUGGCAGUCAGCCGAAACAGCGCCCUACUCAGCAGCAGCACCAACAACAGCAGCAAGCACAGCAGCAGCAGCAGCAGCAGCAGCAGCAGCAACAACACCAGGAUGCACAGCUCUCCGUCACCGACAGUCCAGCUCCUGGGCUCCCGUACCAGACAAGCUCCGCCAAAGAGAACCAGGGCCCGUCAGCGGCUGCAGAGGUAUCGACCGACACGCCAACAAAAAGCACCAAGAAGUCUCAGGCACAACUUCAGCCGCCUCAGCAGCAUUUGCUCAAACCAGGCAAUAAACAGGUCAGUUUAUAACCAUAUUUUAAAUGUUCUCAAACUGUUCCUGAAGUAUCCACACAAACAGAUACUCAGAUUAAAGUAAGAAAAUAUCAACAGCUUUCUGAUUAAAAUCAUGAAUUUAAGGCCUAAUUGUUUUGGUUUCAGGGUUCCCAGUCUACGCCGGCCCUCAAUGAGCGAACAGUGGCCUGGGUGUCCAACAUGCCUCACCUCUCUGCUGACAUUGAGAGCCUGCGACCGGAUCGUGAGGGACAGCUGAAAGAGUACUCUAAGAGCAUGGAUGAGUCACGACUGGAAAGGGUCAGCACAUUGGUUUUUCUUUCUCACAAUAAUCUGAGAUUUCUCUAUGAAUAUCAAUAUCUGAGCAGAUGGUUCACUCAAACGAGAACUACAAGAAAAUACCAAAGUAAACCUUGAGUGUUUCUGUAGGAGUUGAAACUAGUAUUAAAUUUAAACAGAUUGAAGUCACAACAGUUUUUCUUGGAUAAUAAAACUGAACUCAGAGUUCAUGUUGGCCAAACUAGAAUAACUGGUUCAGUUUUGGCUUAGAAAAAUUCAAGAUGAGGACUUUCACCUUACUUUAAUUCACCUGAGCACAUGAAUUGUGGGGAUUUAAUCAAUGACUCAUACCUGAAAUUGCUCUUUGCCAUUUUCUUUGGCUAAUGUAAAAAGCUAACUGUAGUCUGUAGAGGUAGUUCCCAAGAGCAAUAGCUUUUGACAAUGACAGACUUAUCUUGAUAUUAUAUAUUAUAAAACUUUACAGAGGGGAGCUUAAACCAAUGAAUUUCUGUUUUAAUGUGUAAGAGCAUUUUUGUUUGACUUGAAAUGACUGCUAUUACCGUCACUUAACUUCAUAUGAGAGAACUCAGACACUGUCACUUUAGUCCAUUUGGUGAACGACUUUCUGAUCGAUCUUGGCGCUACCCAAAUUCCACAGUCUGAGUUAUUUUUAUAAAACUUUUCUCAUUUGCAAAAGAGUAACUCUGCACUGAUAUAUUUCCAUUUCAACUCAAUUACAACAAUUCAUUAUUUAUUUUUGAAGAAAAAAAAAAAAAAAAAGGAGGGUGUUACAGUUGAUGGGGUUUGGGGGCCCCCUAGAGGUCGGAGGCCUCUGGCACCAGCCCAAAUGUAUUUGACUUGAGCUGAAUAAUGAACUGGCUCUAUCCAGACCAUUCUUACUUUUAAAAAUUUCAUAAAAAACAAACAAAACAAACAAAAAAAACACCAACUAAUUUAUAGGGAAUAACUUCACUCAUUUUCUUAGUCUAUUUAUCAGCUGCUGCUACCAAUAAAGCCCAAUGUUGUUGAAUUUUAAACUCUGAAUCUAACCAUUUAGAUGUUCUGCACAUUGUCAUCACAACAUUGAAAAUUCACUUUCUCGAUAAAUCUAAUUCAUUGAAAUAGAAGGAUGAACUUGUUGAAAAGAGCAAAUUGAGGAAAUUUUAUGUUCUGAUGAAAGCAAAUGUACUACCUAAAAAUACAGCCAGGAUCAAAAGUAACAGCUAUCAUCUUUUUUUAAUGUGGUAUUUGAGAAAAAAACAUUAGCUGAUAUCUUUAGGCAGCUAACGGUACUGUGCUGCAAUUGUGCUUCUUCGGAGGUUACAUGUUAAUCAUCACUGUAUUCUCAUUAUUUGCUAGUUUCUGCACGUAUUAACUUAAGCAGGCAGAGAACCAAAACAUGUCUUCACAGUGUCAUCCUCCUGUGUUUUGUGGUACAUUUACUGUGAUGUAAAACUCCCACACUCUUCUCUACAUUAGGCGCACAUCUCAUCAUAGAGAAUGAAAUUUUUGAUCGCACACAUUAAAGCAUACCACAGGUCCUCCAUGGCUUUGUACAUUUAUUUCACUUGGCAUAAAAAGAGCUGAACGACAGGGCUGUGUCAGUGUUAAAAAUAAUAAAAAAUCAUCACUCAGGAAGGUUUUGGUGACAACAACAGUGAAGUGACUUUGUUUUUUAUUCCAGGUUAAGGAGUACGAAGAAGAGAUACAUUCCUUGAAGGAGAGGCUGAAGAUGUCACAUCGUAAGCUUGAAGAAUACGAACAGAGGCUUCUGUCACAGGAACAGCAGACAAACAAGAUCCUGCAGCAGUAUCAGAACCGCCUGGAGGACAGCGAGCGGCGUCUGAAGCAGCAACAAGUGGAGAAAGACUCCCAAAUCAAAGGCAUCAUCAGCAGGUGAUUAGUGUCAAAAUUUGACCAGGAGCUUGCAGAUCUGAGGCUGUGCCAAUUACUGUCUGGCUUUUUCACACGAAAUAUGACAUCAACUUUAUCAAAAAAGAAAAGUUUUUUUUUUUUUAUUGCCAAUUAUAAAAAUCUACAAUGUGUCUCAUACAUAUGCCCUACAUAAAGAUACAUAAAUUAACAUUCACUGCAUGGCAACAGUCUCUGCAGCUCAUAGAGUGUGGUAGGUUAGUGUUUGUUGCCGUAGAAGCAAAUGUGUGAGUGACUUUUAUGGUGUUGAAUGAAUGCAUUUUGCAUCAGUGCAUUGUUAGCUUUCUUGAUGUGGAAAGAAAGAAGAAGACACUAUUCUUGUGUCUCUGGUGGAGCUAGAAGGGGAGUAGCAUAGAUUAGCAAAAGGAGCAGAAACUAGGUAAGCAACAUGCUUUAAGUAGUGCUUAUGGUUAUUGUGUUUAUUGGAGUAUCAAACUUACUGGCUUUGACUCUAUCGCUGAUGUGUUAUGUUUACUGUGAGUCCAAACCAUAGACUGUAUAUAGAAUGGACAGCGUCUGCCUCUCCAAGAGGCCAAGAACAGCACCCUCUGUUAACGGGCUGCAGUAUAGGUAAUAAAUCCCGCCUCCGCCAGCAAUGCUUAUGGGGCUGUGGACAAACUUUAUAAAUUUAUUACACAGAAUAUACAUUUUUCUCCCCCCGCUUGUGAUGUUGACAUGUAGUUACAGUAAGACUGGUUUGUGCUCAAGUCCUCUUUUUUCUGUGAAGCUUCGUUUUUUAAAGUUAUUAGGGGGUUCAUGUUUUCUAUGAUUGACACUUGAUACAGCCUAUGGGCGUUCAGGGAUUGCGUAGCUCUCCCGGGGGAUAUGCUGUUUGAGCCGAGCGCAUCACUACUGCGCAGCUCUGGUUUCAGGAAAUGAAGAAAAAUCCCAGAAAUACAGAGAGCUUUUCGGCUUCAAAUCUGUAUACAGGUGGGAGGCGGAACCAAGUUGUCCAUAGUAUAUACAGUCAAUGGUCCAAACACAGUCAACUUAUCCACUUUUGUCUGCAUGGCAGUGUUUACAUGCCAAAAUGUUACACACACACACACACACAAAAUAAGCACCCUUGUAUUUGUUUUAAUACAUCCCAAUUCCAAAAAUGUCAGGACACUGUGUGUGGUGCAGCUAAAAACUAAAUCUGAUGGUUUGCACAUAUUUAAAUUCUAGAUUUGAUUAAAAGUUGCUAAUUUUUAAUUUAAUACCAGCAACAGCAUCUGAACUGUUUGGGCAGGUUUACCUGUGUGUUGCAUCACCCUUUCUUUUGACAACACUCUAUACAUGAGGAGAUUAGUUUUGGGAGUCUAGAAGAUGAAAUGUUAUUCCUUUUAUGCCUGAUAUAGGAUUUCACUCAUUCAACAGGUCAAGGUCAAGCCAGAUUAGCACCUAAACUCUCCUACUUUGGAGCCAUGCACAUUGAAUAUGGUUUAGCAUGGUCCUACCUGGUGAAAUACAGAAUGUCUGAACUACAUUAUGUCGCCCCAAGGCUGGUAUGUAUCACUCAGCCUUUGUGGUACCUGCCCAGAUGUGACCACCACCCAUGCCAUGAUCAUCCUCAUAUUACCACAGUUGACGAUAAGAAGCCAGGUGGUCUCACCGCUCUGUAGAGCAGAGGAUGUAGCAUCCAUGAUUUCCAAAAAGAAUGCAAGAUUUCUUUUUGUUGACACUUUUCCACCUUCGCUUCCUCCCACCAUCUUAACCAGACCUGACCCUGAAGAAGUCUGUUUGGUUUCUUCCAAAUAUAUAUUAAAUGACACAUUUUAAACUAAAACAUACAUUCAUGGAUGCAAAGAAAAACUGUUGGGUUUUUUUUUGGAUGUGAUUUUGAACCCUUGAAGACCAUCCAUCUCUGGUUUUCUGCCUUGUUCUUUUGGUGAGGAGAUGAUUCUCGAAAUUCUCAAAUUGCUCAUGCAGUCUCUCACAGAGUGGUGAGCAUCCUCCUGUCUUGACCUUGAGUAGACUCGCCCUCUCUGGUGCUCAUUCGUGUUACUAACCUGUUGAAAAUUAACCAAACAGUUGGGAGAUACAGGUAUUUUUCACUUCAAACAUUUGCCAAGUCGUUUGCACUCUUUCUAUUGAAUAUGUUGUGGAAAUGAUUUGUAAACAACUCAAGUAUUUCACACAGUGUACUAACUCUUUUGGAAUUGGGAAAGGGUUUAAAGACCCACUCCGAUGAAAAACAUGUUUUUCCUGUAUUUUAUAUGUUCAUAUGGCAUUUUUCUGAUGCUACAAGACAUAUCAUGAAAAAAACUAAAUGUGAAAUUGCUUUUCUGAGUAUUUCUUCAUUCAAAUCGCUGUGAAUCUCUGGCAGACCCAAACGGCAGGUUCAGAAACGGUGAGGCCAAACUCUGUAUAUAAAGGAGAAAUACAGAGCACGAUUGUGUGGAACAAGCAUGUGCGCUAGUGGAUUGCAAUGCUCGUAAGAAAGCUAAUUAUGAUAUCAGCUUUCAUCAUGUCUCUGAAGAUGUUGGUGUCCGAGAGCUGAAAAGCUCCUGUGUUACCUGCCACUUCUACUACACACCAGUUGUGCUGUAGAAUGCACCCCCUGGAUUCCAUCCACUCGUUAGCUUCUUAAAAUGGAAGAAAAUUAUCUCAUAUUUUAAAAACUACGAGUAUUUGAUCAUGACAACUUUUGUUCUGUUUUUAUGCGUCUCAAAAAUGCACAUACGGAGGUGUGCUUGGGUAUAUAAAUUGUACAGUAAACUGUCAAGCUAGCAAACAUUAUAUUUUUUGGGACAGCAAAUAUUCCGAAUCAGAGGGCUAUUUUUUCGGCUUAUCUGAAUAGCCUGAAUGAAAUUAUUAAAGGCACAUGCUUAUGAAUUCAUCCAUUGGUAAGGAAAAUAAGUACUUUCAACCGCGCUCCCGUCGGGGGUGCAUUCUACGGCACAACACCUGCAAUGUUAGGCUGCAAGCUAGCGUGAAGAUGAGUGUGCAGAGCAGGGCUGUCUCCGCCCACGACUCAGAGGCAAAUUGCUCAUGAAGCAUUUGAAAAUGACACAGGUUACACGAUUUCUGGUAAAAACUUCAUGAUCACAAUUUAAAGACCACUGAGAACACCUGAAGUAGUGAAAAGAAAAACGAUCGGAGUGGGACUUUAAGCAAAUGGGAACUAUGUAGAGCAAUGCAAUGUUGCAACAGACUUGAAUGUCAUAUUUUCAGUGGCUGUUUGUUUUGCUUUGACUGAGUAUGGCUGUUGUGCAAAUGAAAGUAGAAAACAAAACGGAAACGACGAAGGGCUCCACUCAUUCACAUGUUAAUCCACAGAACCACUUGUGGCAGAAAUCUCCACAGGUCAACUCCAGCACAUGGGCAAAGAAACGAUACCAAUCUCUUUUUAUUCAGCUCUCAGUAGAAAGUUAAUGAUCCUUUUUUCUUGAAAUAUAGCUGCUGUAGAUGUUUGGUUUCAAAUUCAGGGAAAUCUUUUGUUUCGCAGUUCAGUAACAAAACCCAGACAGAUUAGCCAGGAUAUUUUUGAUUUGGCAGAUUGAGCUGAGUAACCUUUACAGGAAGGACAUGUUGAUGAGACAGAGUGGGAGUUCAACACAGUAGAUUUAUCUCUAACAGCCAACAUUUCCUAUAACUGGAGUGCACAGAGGUCAUUUUUAUUUAAAAGAAAGCCUCCUUCAGUUUAAUUGAAAAAAAACAACAACAACCUCUGAAUACAAAGACAGCAGAUGGGUGCACACUCAAAACUCAAUCAUCACACAAGUUCUGUUUCUGAGCAGCUGAAUCUAAACUGCCUCAGACAUACUGAAGGCAGUUCACAUUCAGCGUCUGGGAGCUCAGAGGAUAGCUGAAUGUACCCAGAAACAUGUCAAGACCUUAAUAUCAUCGUAUGGCUGCAUAAUUCAACAUUCAAAUUGAAAGAACACCGGCUUUUUAAUCCUAUUUUUGUCAACCGGUUUGUUUGUUUCUAUUUUCCCUGUUGUCAGACUCAUGGCUGUGGAAGAUGAGCUGAGAGUGGGUGCCAUUCCUGAUAUUAAGCCUCGAAUCCUCACAGACCAGGUUUGUGCCUGUGUCUACAUCUUUUAUCAUCUCUAUUUGCUAAACCAGUCAUGUCCUAAAACAGUUUGCAUCAUUCCUACAUCACAUCCAAAGCAUUUGCCAAAGCCAAUACAGGGGGAAAAGUUUGCCGCAGUCAUACACUUCACCAAAUCUCAUCUCUCAAAAUACAUUUCUGUCACAUCUGCUGUAAGAUUUCACCAUUUAUUGCAAACGUCUGAAAGGGGAGAAUGAAUAAUCCUGAUAAUCCAGAGCUGCUUGAAGCUUAAGUUCAUGUACGGAGGUUAAACUUGCUCGCCUGUGUGAAGGAAUAGCAAGUCAUCAACACUGAGAGUGAAUGUUAUUUAGCAUGAAAAGGAGUGAUUUUCUGCCACAGACCACAUUAAUCAUGAGAAAACCUUGACAGUGUGACUCACCGACGGCGUCACAGGGAUUCUGCAGGGCCGAGCGCUGUGAAUGCACCAUGUGGGCUGAAUUCUGACGCAGGUGAAGAGGCUGUUUGUAUAUGCCUUGUUUACGCUGAAAUGAACUCCGGAGAGACAACAUUUCCUAUUCUUAAAGCCUCUUGGAAACUCCAACCAUAUAUAUAGAGUCUGCUGAGAUUGAAGCUAUUUUCCUGAACGAAUAGAGUUUGGGUUUUUACGCCAUCCCUUUUUGGCUCAGGUUGUAGUCAUAGCUUUACAAAAGACGCUUUCAUGAUGCUGAAGAUUUCAGCCUUUUAAAGAAAAAUCAUAGAGUGACUUAGUGUUGAGAAAUGCUAUUCCUUCAGAUUAGGAGAUUCUUAUGUGGACGGUCAGUUCCUUUGAAAUACUAAAAACGAGGAUUGAAAAACUCAAAAGAACUGUUCGAACUCUAUUUACUGUUUUGCUGGAAGAUGGUGAUGAAGGUUGAUGCUAAUAUCACAAAAUAGGUUGAAAAAUCUGCAUCGAGGGAAUUUAACUCAGCACAGAGGCCGGAAAGAGGUGGAAACAGCGUGCCUGGCUCGGUUUAAAGGUGGGCGCGAAGGUUAAAAAUGGCUGAUGCCAGUUUGCUGUUUCAUGGGGGUGGGUUUCUGGACUGUUUCUUCGCCAGUCACUUUCUGGACUCUACUCUGGUUGUCUCUCCUGCCAAGGAAUCCUCCUACACGAAAGUUUUUCAUUCUGACCGUCUAAUUUUUCGAUUAUACAAGGGGACAAAUAUUCAUGUAUGGCUUAGCAUCAUAAGUGCUGCCAAUAGAUUGGUUGAACCCGGACUGGGAAGAAGGUCGAGCUAUUCUCCGUGUCCAUCUUUGUGCUGAGCUGACUGGCUGCUGAUUUCAACCAUAGCUACUUUUUCACCGCACUUUCAGCAAAAAAGUAAAUAAACAUCAAAAUGUAAGUGAAAGUGGACCCUUUGAGGCGUAAAAAAAGGGAUAAACGUUAAUCCUCUUCUUUUUCUCUCCCCUCAGUCUAUCAACCAGGGCUAUGGUGGAUCCUGACUGCCGCUUUCAAGGUGACCAGAGUUCAUGAUGGUCACCAGGGUGUAAGAAGACUGACUCAGAUCUUUCUACGAACACCCACGAAGAAAAACUUUGCUUUGCAUCCAGCAGGACCACUGGAGGCUUCUUCACACGUUUUUUAAAAAGACCUUUGCACAUACUCAAACUUAGCCUGUACAAGAACUUGACAAUCAGUUUAGCAUGAGGACCAAUGUGUGCAGGGAAUCAUCCACACAUUCUGACUGAUACUAGAGCCAAUGCCACAACAAUGGCAAUACUGAACCUAAAGAGUUUCUUUAUUUAAUCAAAGUGAGAGAGGAUGUGUUUAACACUUUUUUUGAAGAUGGAUGCAUUAUGUUCCCCCUCUACACGCAGCACAAAUAACCUCUCACUGAAAAUACUGCAGACAGAGUUUAGACUGAGUGAUGCCUGUGACAAGCAACAAGCAUGCUACUCAAUCAUUUGCUGCCUAAGAUCAAACAUACAGGGCACAGGCAGAGAUCUGUACUUCUGUAUUGAUUUAGAAACAUAUGGGCACUGCAGGGUAGUUCAAACCUAUAUGGAAACCAAUGUGGUUUAAUGCAUCUUUCAUAGUGAAAUCAUUACAUAUGAUGAGAUGCCGUACAAACAAACAAUCAACUGACUUCUAUACAAUCUAUGUGGCACAUUGUAUAAUUUUUUUUAUGCUAAGAGCUACUAAAACUUUUAUUAAUUGGAAUACUUAAAAAGUAAUCUGAGGUUGGUCACUAACAGAUUAUGACUUUUCAGAGCAAAGAAAUAAAGUGCUGCAAAAGGAAUUCAGGAAAAGACUUCAAAAUGAAAGACAACAUGGGUACAAGCUGUUGACUUUAAAGGGGAAUUCCACUGUUUUUUUUUUUUUACACAGUAAAGCACUUCUGAAUGCGUAAACUCGUUUUAAACAAUUUGACAACUAUUGCUUAAGCCCAGCCUUUAUAUAAAAAAAACCUGUGACUAAACAUGUGUGACAUUCCAAUACCAAAGGAAGCAAUGCCAUUGAUGGUUUCAUUCAUCCAUCACAUUUACAAGCGAAGACUUUCAAGCAGCUGAUCGUUCUUGUAUUCUGCUCAAGCUAGCAGGUGUAGUUGGACUGCUGUCAUGGUGGUAACACUGCGCAGAUGUGACUGACACUCGGUCAAGAGCUGUUCACGACGGGAGCCCUGUAGAUGUCGUCUCGCCCACUCAGAGCGCAGCGUGGUUUUGCAUGCACACAAACAUGCACUUGAACAUGCACUUUCACGUGUUUUUACUGACCUAGAUAGGACAUUCAGAUACAGGUUUCAUUUCAUCUCCAGGUUUCAGAUGAGAUGGAGAAUCCAAAUCAAUCGGCCUCGGCAGCUGCAGCUUGAGCCUUUUUUACUCCACCUGUUAUGAGGCUGAAUGGGAGUGUAAUAUAAAACCCCUGGAGUGCUGCCUCUUUCUGCGAGGUCAAAAGAAAUUUACCCGUUUGAAUGAAAGUGUCUUCAGGAGGGUGAUGCUUUCAUUCACAUCUGAAAGAAAAAAUUCGACUAAUACCACCUUUCUUAUAGCAACGGAAGGGCUCCAGCUCAGCUCCUAGAGAUGAUUGUGUCACACCUGACAGACAACGUUGGUAUAAAGCCAGCCUAAACUAAUCGAGCCUCAAAACUGACGAGUCAACCUUAACAAAAAAAGGAUCACGGUCUGCCAUCGUCAUUAUUAACUUUUAUUUUUCAACUUUUUCUUUUCUUUUCUUUUCUUUUGUACAGCACUUUGUAACAUUUGUUUGAAACUGCUGUAUGGAUCAAUUUUAAUAAGUAUGAUUAUAAACACUAUGUGCAACUGGAAACAAAUCGUAUUAUAGCAAGUGGUGAAUUACUCAUCUGUUGUGUUUAAUGUUUCUGGAGCAUAGAUGUGCAACAGUUCUGCAUGUGCUUUUUAAACUGCGAGGACGAGUAAGUCGAUUUGCUGUCAGAUAUUAUAAUGAACAAAAAUGAAACUUUAAACAUGCUUUCUGAUGGAGGGCAUCUUUUUUUAUCAACCUGCUGACUCUUCCGUUUUUUCCAGAAGAGGUGGCAUUCGGCCUUUUGCAUUAUACAACAUACGAGUACUUGUAGAAGAAAACAGAGGCGACAGACCAACAAAGGUGGAACAACAACAGGACAUUAAACAGCAGGGAUAUGUGGUGUAUGUGCAUAGGAUUUGACUGCCUUACAGUCUGUGUCACACAGGGCAAAAAUAACAAUGCCAAUACAAAAAAAAAACAACUUGUAAAUUUGUAAAAUGAAUGUCCUUUUUGUAGUCAGGUGAUGAAUUAAUAAGCAGUGUAAUGGUUAACUCUAUAUGUUAGUCAGAAUCAUUUGUAUUACAGAUUUCAUGGGUGAUAUAAUUUAUCUUAACCUCUUGCCUUCAAAAAGACAUUUCCUUUGAAGAUAAAUAUCAAUGAUAUAAAGUUAUAUGUUUAUGUUACCAGAAAUGUAUAAAAUAGCUCAGUGUAUAUUUAUUCUUAUAUGUAAAGGUAUUCAAAUCAAGGGUAGGCCUUCAGGCAUGUUCAACUCGAGGUACAGAAAAAAAGAUUCUUAUAUUAUUAACUCUUAAUGCUGCAAUCCAGAAACUACAGUGCUAUGGCGUGGCUGAGUUCAUGGGAUGAGAGCUGAAUAACUUUCCAGAUUAGCACAUUUCUGUUGUGUGGAUUAACAAGAGAAACGUUUUCUCGCCCAUGUUUAUGUAACCAAAAUAGCAGUGGUGCUUUCAAAAAAUACUGGAUUGCAGUUUUAAGUGAUCUCCUUUUGAAACAUGCAUUUAUUUAUUUUGCCUGCGUUGCAAUACAGUAUUUUAAAAUGUUAUACUGCACAUUUGUUUUCAUUUGAAAAAAGCUGCAAUCUAUUGUCUGAGAAAAUGUUUAUAAAGACAUGAAAGUUUAUAAUAUUCCCAUGUAAUCUUGAAACUCUCUAUCUUAGCUGCAGUGGUAUUGUGUGCUACCUCUGAAUUCAUGCCCUUGACACCCUAUUUUUUCAUGAAGGAACCCUCAUAAUCUGCUUCGAACCACACACACACACACACACACACACACACACACACAUACGGGGCCUCUUUUUAUUUUAGACACAUUGCUUUUUUAUUUUUAUUUCUUUUCUACCAAAUGUGAAAAUUGUCCUAAUCUUUGGUUGCUUAUUUCAACACUGAAGUUUACAUUUUUAUUGGUUGUUCUCGAUUGCCACAAACACUUUUAUACCUGUUUCUGAUAUCACAGCCAAAAUGUUUAUUGCUAUUUUUCCAAAGGCAAACAAGUAUUCAUCACUAUUACUGACACUGCAAUGAAUAUUUUGCUAAAAUAACACGCAUUCUCAAUCUUAUUUUCAACAUUGCAAUCAAAUGUUUAUUGAUGUUUUCAAGUAGUUAGAAGGUUCACCUUCAUUUCUGAAAUAGCAAUAAACAUUUUUUAAUCAAGCUGGGUAUACUGCAUGUAUUUUUUUAAAAUCAAAGUUUUCAUUGCCAUGUCAUGAAUAGUAAUUCACAUUUUUCAUGCCAGCCUUGAAAUAGCUACGCGUUUCCCAUUGCUUCUUUUGAAUUGGCAACGAACAAGCAAAAUAGGAUCUAUGACACCAUCACAGGACCGGUCCUACUUUUUCCUGUUUAAACUGAAGUGCUGUUACCGUGACAUUCAUGAGGAUUUUUCUUUAGUUCAAGAUAAGAUGAGUUGUGUUCUUUGUAUUUGUCAGAUGUUGCAUUAACACAAAGAAAUUGCCAGCAAGAAUAUUCAAUGUGCCCAAAAAUGGUGAAACACAAUCUCUGCUGAAGAAGUCAAGAAUGACUUAAAAAGCACAUGAAACAGGGGUCAGUGCUGAGGCAACUACUUUAUUAUUAUUUUUUUUUACAUCCCUGGCCGACACACCUUUCAUGUAUUAUUUGUUACAGAAAUAGGAACAAGAGGUAUGUGUCUUGCCUCAAAUGAAAGCAUGGCAGUGCUCCAAAGUAAUAAAACAUGGUGGUAUAUUAUAUUAUUGAAGUCACUGUUGAAGCGGUGCUUUAUGUUUACAAAAUCAAAGCAUUUCUGUUUAUAUACGAACCCGAUAGAGGAAAACUGUUGCUUUGCUGCAGCUUAAGCUGGACCUGAGAAACAAUACAAGCUAUGUUGUAUAUUUUAAAUAAAGAUAUUUAACAUCUUACGACACAUUUAUGUUUUUAAAAUGGAUGUAUAGCAUAAUGGAAUUAAUCAAAGUAUUUUUCUUGGCAGCUAUUAUUCUGCACAAUUGAUCAUCUGUGUCACCAAUAUGUAGUCGAUGGGAAUUCUGACUUGAAUUGGGCCUACUGGAUGUAUAACCUUAAUUUACUUGACUUUUCUUUUGAAAUAAGCCAUGCCCCUAGAUAAGCCAUACCCUCCAGUCCCCUGAUGUAGUAUGGUGGAUGUUUAAUGUUGGUAGUUUUAUUUACAAUGGUAGUUAUUGUAGGUAUGAUUGAAUUGGUAAUCAUUAUUAUUAUUAGUGUACUUGAUUGAUAUGAUUUGUUUUGUUUGAACAAAAGGAAUGUAUUCAUUUUUCAGGUGAUUUUUUUUUUCUGAGUGAUUUAAAUAAAUCUUAAAAUCCCUAA